GGGGCUCGGCCGCGGGUGGGCCGCCAUCCCCGGGGGGGCUGGCCUGGGUCCCUGUCCCCGCCACCCGUGUCCCCGCGAGGCACCCGGGCGGGGUCCCCGCUCCUGCCCCUGGCCCCUCUUCGCUGACCCUCUCCGCCACUUCGCACACCCUUCUCCGGAGCCUUCUUGUCAAGGUCUUCCCUCCAGUCUUGGGCUUCCCAUUCUUCCCAGCGCCUUUAUUCCGGGGGGGUUUUCCUCCAACCUUCGUCUGUCUGUCCUUUCCCGGGCUGUGUUCCUUGUUGGGCGGCGGGGACGCGCGACUCCUUUAUGGACUGAAAGAGGUGCCUUUCUGCAUAACCGCACAAAGCUAAUACCGUCGGUGUCCAGAGGAGCCUAGACCCCUGGAUUUUCUGUUAGGCGCUCACCGUGGUGGCUCGAUAGAUGGCUUUCCUACGUGAGAGCCUAGUAUCAUACUUUACAGACAUUUGACAUCUCAUAAUAUAGAGCGGUAGGGGGGAAUUGGGAAGGAAGUGUUAAGUAAAACCCUACUGAGCAAGCCUUUAGGUGAAAAGACGGGGUCAUAAUUCGGAAGAGUCAGCCUGGUUGGGUAAAAUUGCAAUUAAGUGCAGUAUUUUCAGUCCAUUAAGUAGAUGGGGUGGGAGGUGGGAGAAAAGCAGAUGGCUUAGCUACCCAGAUGCAAGUCUAAAAUAGAAAGGUCAAGGCUUUGCCUUUCAUCCGAGUUCUGCUUUUUUAUGGGCUUGGAACAGAUACGGUUUACAGUUGCGUUUCUUUCCAAAUGGAACUGUUCUGAAAUAAUGCCUCAGCAAACACCGGUAAACCAGAGAGUCUUUUGACAUUCAGCUAAUAGUUGUAAUGAAAGGUGUUACUCUGACCACCCAAAAAGUUUAUUAUCGCAAGCUAAGUUUAAACCCACUUCCUGGAUUUCUCUAAAGCCUGGGGGGGCCAAGAAGAGAAAGCUAUUUUGUCUUCAUCUGACCUCGUAGACAACUGAUCAAACCAUUCUCCUGUUAAAAGCAGCAGCCUGUCAAAGGGAAAAGCCACUGAGCAGAUCUGUAGAAUUGAACCGUGUGGAUGCCACAUUUAUAAACCAUCUAGUAAUUAAUUUAAAAAUACUGUCCAGUUACCAAGGGAAUAGUGUGUUUUGGGGAAAUGCAAAAAUAAAAUGGCGUGUAAUACCACCACCUGGGGAUAAACAGCAUUAAUGGUUUAGAGUAGUUCUUUUGUAAAAUAUCAAAGAAAAAGACCUACAGAAUGCCAGUUUUUAAAUACAUAAUUCAGACACUUAAAUAUAGUGGACAUAUUUGCCAAGGUGCAGAAAUUUAGCUCAGGCUAGUACUAUCUGGGCAGUUGUUACUUUUACAUAUACACUUCCAGAAUUGUAGGGACAGCUUAAGGAUUAAGAGGAUGCUCCCCUACUGCUGUUAAUGUAGUACAGUCCUGAACAUUUCAAGGCUUUUAAAACCGAGAUGUGCAGAAUGAAAUGGUAAGAUGUGGGUGGUUUGUGUUUUAAUGUGAUGAGGAAACCAGAUUAAUCUUAAUGUACAUAUCAAUUAGAAAAAUGAUCACAAUGAGAAGGAGGUCACCAAUGGAGCAUGGAAGUUUGUGUUUAAGUUAAAACUAGCAAAAUUGACGUUAGAAAAUAUUAUUCCCCCUUAAAUUGGACACUUAUACUCUGACUUCACAUAAAACCAGACUUUGUACUAUAUUUUGUUCUGAUGCUAGUCAAGAUAAAAAUGGCUGGCUCAUUUAUGUAAAGUAUCUAUAAGGUCCUUAGUGGGUUAAAAGUUUUAAAAUAUGUAAUGACACUUUUAGUUUUUAUUUUAUUCUUUAAAAAAAAGCUUAAGACUUAGACAAGAAUCAGGUCCAGCUGGUUUCAGUGUUAGGCCAUUUUUCUCUUCAAGCACUUCAUUUUACAUGUGAGGCUACUAAGUCCCUAUGCAGAUUUGAAAAAACAAAAACCAAAAACGAGUCAUGUAGAAACAAUUCCAACAUUUCCCCACAAAAUCUCUGACUCUCAAAACACCUGCCACAGUGGGAAUGUUGUCCUCAAAUGUCUGAGAAAAUACUUCGAAGUGAGGUUUUUAAAAAAAUUAUGUGCCUCUUCGUAGGUGUGUGUAUGGGAGUGCAGGUACUCAAGGAAGCCACGGGUGGAGAAUUCUCUGAACCUGCAGUUACAGGCUGAUGUGAAUUGCUGACACAGGGGUCCUGGGGACCCCACUCUAGUCCUCUGCAAGAGCAACAAGUGCUCUUAGCCACCAAGUCGUCUCUCUAGUCCCUAGAAGUAGUGCUGACUACAAAUAGAUAAUUAAGACUUAAAAAGAUACAUUAUCUCAACUUCUCUCAGUUUUUUUUCUCUUCACCUGUUUUGGGAAUUGAACCUAGGGCCUUAUGCAUGUUCCCCAAUUGCUCUACCACUGGGUUAUAUUCCCAGUCCUUUGCCACCAUGCCUGGCUGAAAUUUUGCCUAGGAGUGUACCAUAGUAACACAUUUCCCUCCGCAAUUUAAUUCUCUCAAGUUUUAAAAUAAGAACGGCAGACAUCUAUUAUUCCUAAUCUUGGUAAACUAGAAAGUGACUUAAAACAAGAACCUAGAUUGCCUGGCAGUGAUGGUGCACACCUUCAGCUGCCAGCACUAGGGAGCCAGAGGCCGGCUGAUCUCUGAGUUCUGAGACCAGCCUGGACUACAGAGAGAUUUCCAGGCUAGCUAGGACUAUAGAGAAACCCUGUUCCAAAACGAAACAAAGCCCUUAAACAGCAGCAACAACAAAAACCAGGUUUGUAGCUAAGGAAAGAGUGAAGGUUUAGACCACUUGAAAGUGUCUUAGAAGCUGGAGAACACACUUGCUGCUAUCACAUACAGAUGGAGGUCUGCUUCCCAGCAGCCAUGUCUGAUGGCUCACAACUGCCUAGAACUCCACUCCAAAGGAUCCUGUGCCCUUUUCUAUCCUCAGUGGGGCCAAGCACGGAUGUGGUGUACAUCCGUACAGCUCUCACACACAAAAUAAAAGGAAAGAAAUCCUUUUGAGGAGAGGUUUGGUUUUGUUGUUUAUUUGGAAUUUUUUUGUUUUGUUUUCUCUCAAUAGGGUUUCCCUGUAUAGCUCUGGCUGUUCUGGAACUCACUCUGUAGACCAGGCUAGCAUCAAACUCUGAGACCCUUCUGCCUCUGAUUCCUGAGUGCUGGGAUCAAAGGCAGGAGCCACCACCACCAGGCUACCAGGCUGAGAUUUGGGUGUUUGCAACAAUGUUUCACUAUAGCUUUGGCUGCCCUGUAGCUCACUAAGUAGACCAGGCUGACUUGGAGCCUACAGAGAUUUUCCUGUCUCUGUCUCCUAAAGGCUGGGCUUAAUGGGGGCGAGCUACCAUCCCUGGCUAAAAAGUUUUUUAGAGUAAUAUUUAGCUUAAAAUUUUUACCUUACUGCUCCCAAGUAUAAACCCUGUACAUUAGCAUACCACUCUUAUGCAAAAGCAACAUGUAACAUUUUGAAAGAACAAUAAUUAUAAAGUGUCAACAACUCCCACUCCACCUAUGAAAAGGUUCUCCUGCCUCCCUCUCCCAAGUACUAGGAUUCCAUGCCUGGCUUCUUUUUUUUUUUCCUGGUUGGUAUCCAUUCUACCAUUAAGCCACAUCUCCGGACUCUAAUUCUCGCAUAAAAAAUUAUAACUGAUGUUAUAUUCAACUUGAAUGUGAGGGUAUAAGCAACUCGUGUAGAUUAAUAAGUCAGUACUGUGCAUCCCCCAGCCCCAUGCAACACUAAGGAUUAAUUUGUUUUAAUCUGUGAGAAAUAAAUACACUGAAGUCUUAUUUUAAAGCUGUGUUGUCACAUUUCCAAAGCAGUUGCUUUCUCGGUUAUUCAUUUGGGCUGGGACGGGCUUCCCAAGGGGGAGAGAGCUAUCGCAGCAGGCUGGCGAAGUUAAGUAGUUACAGAUGGCUCGCCGUAGCAUUGAAGAUGGCACUUUUAAAAUGGUUUGGAAAACAAAACCACUGGUUAUAGACCCUAAUAACCCAGUUCUGUUGAGUCAUGGAUGAUUUUGGGAAAGGUCAGGAGGUGGUUCAGCUUUGCUUCAUCUCUACAAAUAUACACGGAUAAGUACACGCGUGAAAAUCAUCUCACUCAUCUCAAAGAUGGAACGCCUUCUUAUGAAGAGUAAGAAAGGCUCACUGAAAAGUAGGGAAAUUUUACAUAAACAGAAAGGGUGAUGUAAAUCCAGUUUAGUGCUAAUCACAGUUCCCAAGUUUUUCCCUUCUCUUGGCCUUUGAGGCCAGUACUUUGCUGGGAGUUUUCAAACACCCUUCUGGUCUGGCUGUGCUGACGCUCGUCCUUGGCCUUCUCAUCACUGCCUGCUGUCAUCAAGAUCAGUCACUCCCGGGCUUGGCUGCUGCGGUUAUGCUAACAGCCAGCGCUGCCUCCAUCCUUGCUUGGCCUGCUCAUGGAGCAGCUUCCUCCUGGGCGUCUAAAGGCUCCACAGACUUAACUGUCCAACGUCCUCCACCACUCCCAAGACAAAACCAAAGCCCGGUACUCAGGGAGUCGCUUGUGUGCUUCGUUGCUGGGGAUUGUGCCUGCACUCGGCUAGCUCUGCACCCCUCAUAUCCAGCUCCAGCAUGACACCUCAUACUCUUUGUAGUGAGUCCACCCCUGGCUUCCUUUUUAACCCCUCACAUUUGAUUUGUUCCCUUUGUAAACAUCUCAUAAAUGUGACUCUUCCUAGUCCCACUGUCCUUAACUCUUGUUCAUUUUAUUUAUCUUUUUGUGGCUAGAGUUACUACUAUCGGACUAGGUUAUAUAGAUAUUUCCUUUCUUUUUAAGUUUUAUUUAUUCUAUGUAUAUGUGUGUUUAGCCGGCAUAUAUUUCGGGGCACCACAUGCAUAGUUAACAGAGGAUUGUGAGCCAUCAUGUCAGUGCCGGGAAUUGAACCUGAGUCCUCUGAAAGAGCUGUCAAUGCUCUUAACCACCAAGCCAUCUCUCCAGCUUGUGAUUAUAUAGAUUUUCUAAGUAUUUUACUAAAACAUUUAAAAAUUUUAGUAGUAAUAUAUAUUUCUAAUAUAUAUAUACAUAAUAUUAUCUAUUACAUAUAUAUCAUAUGUGUGUGUGCGUGUCUCUAUACAUAUAUGUGUGUGCUUCUGGGAGUCAGGUCUCUCCUUUUGCCGCCAUAUGGGUCAAUACAAGACUUCUGAUCCCAACUAUAAAGACAAGAGUUCCAAAAAUUUUUAGAAGAAAGAAAUGUAAGUCCACCCUCAUCUCUAAGACCAGUGCUGCAAGUUUGGGGUUUCUCAAAACUGCUCUCAAAUCCAGUAAUUCUCUAGAAAGACAAAUAGAACUCAUUGGUUACUAUGAAUAUAGUUUAUUGCAAGAACACACUGUAGAUUAAAACCAGCCUAAGAGAUGUACUCUAGAGAGUGGCAGAUGUCAAGAGUCUCCUGUGCUCGGGGGACAUCACACUCCCAUAACAAACAUGCAGUGCUGUGCUCAAGUAUGACAGUCUGAGUCCUACCCAACUCCCAGUUUUCAGAAUUCUCUCUGGUAUCUGAUACACUUAGGAAUAUCUCUGAUGUAAUCAGAGAUUCUGGAGGCUUAAAGUUUUCCUCCUCAGACCUGAGGACAAAGCUGGACCUUUCUUUAGGCAAAGCCGAAUUGUAGGUAGUGAGGCUUUGUAUCCCUCUGUCCGUCCACUUCUAGCAAGUACACCAGCUAUAGGCUAUAUCAGUGUGCAUAUCCUAUUCUCUCUUUAACAUCUCACUUUCCAAUAGUGUCUCUUUCCCUGUUGAGAAUGCUGCACACUACAUCAAUGGCCCAGCCCAACCUCCUGUAUUGUUUGGGUUCCUUUAGGAAACCUGUCCUCACCACCCCCACAUUUAUGAUGAACUGUGUCCCUUCUGUGUCCCCUUCCAGACUACUCAGUGAUACUCUGUAAGCUCUUGUUUCAUUCACAUCUGAUGAUUAUAUCUUCACAUUCAACCAGUGGUCUUUACAGUAAGGUGUAACUAAAUUCACACAAGAGCAAAGAAAAAAAGGUAAACUUUUAUUAUAUACAAAAUAUGGAAUUAAGCCAAGCACGGUAGUGCAUACUGUAAGUCCCAGCAUUCUGGAGAUGGAGGCUGGAGGAUGGCCCAUUUGAGGCCAGCCUGUGCUACAGCAAGUUUAAGGACACAUAGCAUGCACUUCCAAAAUGCAAGAGCUGAAGAUGAAGAUGUGGUCGAGAGGGAAGACCUCAGAUUCAAUCCCCAGUAGUGCCAAGAAGAAGAGUGCUAUUAAUAUUUACUGUGAUUGUGGAAAUUGGUAGUUUGCUCUGAAUGCAGCUGACUUCGCAGUAAACUUGUGAGCUAAGAGAUUAAUAGUGGUGCCUUUUCUAACUUUUAGGACAUUGUAAACUGUGCAGUUCACCUGUGCCUGAUUAAAUAGAAAUUAAGGAUUAUUUUUCCUGGUUUAAAAAUUUUUAGUUUGUGUGAAAUGGUCAAAUAACUUAAAAAUUUUCUGCAAUAACUGGGGGCUCAGAGAAUGAGGGCUUGCUGUGCAAGCAUGAGGACUACUGCUCAAGUCCUAGCACUCCCCAGCAAGACAGGCAUAAUGUCCUCACUCCAGCUCUGAGGAAUCCAGUUUCUUCUUCUUCUGGCUUCUGUGUGCACACUGCCCACCCCAUGCCCCAGCCCAACACACACACACACACACACACACACACACACACACACACACACACACACACACAUUCAUGCCCAUACAUACCCAUAAAUAAGUUUUUAAAAAAUGUUUAAGAUUGAACUUUGUAACAAAAGCUUAAGAUUUUUUUUUAAAUGUAGCCUUGGCUGUCCUGGAACUCUGUAGACCAGGUUGGCCACAAACUCAGAGAUCUGCCUGCCUCUGCCCCCUGAAUGCUGGGAUUAAAGGUGUGCGCCACCACUGCCUGGUGCAUAAAACUUUUUAAAAAUGCCCUACUUAGUUAAAUAUAAUUUUUCUAAAUAAAUAGUGUUUCAGAAAUGAGUAAAAAUGCAAGUAAAAACACUGUGUGUAUAAGAAACAUUGGUAUAUAAGAAAUGUCUGCUGGGAGAUGGUGGUGAGCACCUUUAGUCCCAGCACUUAGGAGACAGAGCAGGUACAUCUCUGAGUUUGAGGCCAGCCAGGGCUACAUAGUGAAACCAUGUUUCAACUUGGGGAGUUUAAAAAAAAGACAGAGGUUGGGGUAGUGGGGUAGGGGUGAAGCUCAGUGGCAGAUAACUUGUGUAGCGUGGGCAAGACCAUCAGUUUGAUCCCAGCACUUCAAACAAACAAAACAAAGCCAAGUAUGGUGGCACAAACCCAUAACCCCUCUUGUGAGGGGGUGGGGGUGCUGAGGCAGGAGGAUGGUGAGCUGAGCUAACCUGGGCUAUAAUACCAAGAUCCUGUGCAUCACUGACAAAGUAUCUCACAAAAGCAGGAGAAGGGAAGGGAGGGUUUAUUUUGGCUCAGAGCUUGAGGAUGUAGCCUGCAGCCAUGGGGCAGGAGAACACUGUCAGGAAGCAGAGGAAUGAGCGCCCUUACCUCGCUUGCUUUCUUGCAUUUAUCCUGGGACUCUGGCCUAUGAGACAGUGCCAGCCAUAGUGCAUCUUCCGAUCUCAUUUAAACCAGUCUUGAAACCUCCUCACGGACAGACCCUGACUAACCAUCAUACCCUGUAUGUAAAUCUGCUCCCCCAUCCUGUGUUUGUGUGUGCAUACGUGCAAGAGGCACAGUGGAUGGGAUGCCCUCCAUGGUGGCAGGAUUUUAGGUGUGACAUUACUUUGAGGAUAUUAUGGUGGUCGUCCUUUGGAUAAGUCUCAUUUUCUUAAGACUUAUUUCUGAAUUUGAGAUUGCUAUAUUGAAAGAUAUUUGCAGCUGGUGUGGUGGCACACACCUUUAAUUCCAGUACUUGGAAGACAGACGUGGAUCCUUGUGAGUUGCAGGCCAGCUUGGAAGUUUCCGGACAAGGACUACAUAGAGAGACCCUGUCUCAGUAGAAACAACCCAAAACCAAGACCGCCACAAACCCUAACACACACACACACACACACACACACACACACACACACACACACACACAAAACAACAAAAAGAUAUUUAUUUAAGUCUUUUGAUACCUAGUUCUAAAAUUAAUGUUUUUAAACAUGAUUUUACUAUUUUAUACUUGAAGCAGAUAUUUUUUUUAAAUGAGAAUGUUUCACUCCUUUAUUAUUAUUAUUUUUUGGUUAUUUUUUUUUUCGGAGCUGGGGACCAAACCCAGGCCUUGCGCUUCUUAGGCAAGCGCUCUACCACUGAGCUAAACCCCCAACCCCUAGAUUUUUUUUUUUAAAGAUUUAUUUUAUGUAUGUGAGUACACUGUAACUAUCUUCAGACACACCAGAAGAGGGCAUCAGAUCUCAUUACAGAUGGUUGUGAGCCACCAUGUGGUUGCUGGGAAUUGAACUCAGGACCUCUGGAAGAGCAGUCAGUGCUCUUAACCACUGAGCCAUCUCUCCAGCCCUGAAGCAGAUUUUUUUUGUGAUAUAAGUUAUAACAAUGUUUGUUACAUCAGCGGACUGCGCAUACAGUGUUGGUACCAUAAGAUUAUAUUGCCUAGCAACAUCGCAGUGUUUUGCACACAACGCGAUGCUCCGACAGAGAUCACAAACCAUCAAUGAAUCCAUUUCUCAGAAUAUUUCCUCUUUGACCCUCCAUGCGUGGUGACAGUGUAAGAAAAUGAGUGUUAGUACUAUGAAGUAAUCUAUUGAAAAAAACAACAGGAUAAUGAAACAAAUUGCUAAUAUAUCCAUUAUUUAGUUUCAAAUAUCUCAAGGAAAUGAAACACUUCAUACGGAACUAAGCAUGGUGGCUUAUGUUUGUAAUCCCAGCAUCCAGAGGCUGAGGCAGAAGAGUCGCUGCAAGUUCAAAACCAGCCUGUAAUACAUUUGCCGCGCGUGAUUUGGUCGGUACACGGUGAGGUUUCUGUCCUUUUUGGUAGUGAGCUUUUUCAAAGACCUUUGAAAAACAGAUGUACCCAGUAGAUGUCGUUCUUUUACCUUCCCAUUUUUAGCGACUCCAUGUUCCGUUUCUUUCUUGGCUGGGAUUAUUUAUUCAGUCUUGUUUUGAUGGACAUGUGGGUCAGUUCCAUUUCGGAGAGCGUAUUCCCAUAUUAGGAAGUUAAUGCUAGUUGUCCCAAUGGAAGCAUCCUGAAACCUCAAAGUUUUAACACAUUAAUCUCUUGCUUGCCUGGAGUCCCUUCUAUAGCAAACAAGGAUCUUUGUCUCGUGGUUUUGGGGAGAGACACAGGCUGAUAAGAGCUCUGCGAGCUUUGCAAAGUUGCCCUAGGCAUCAACAUCUACCAGUCAACCAUUAGAAAGAGACUGGUGUUUGAGGGUUUUAGAGGCCAGGCCUUAGAAGUAGCAUAGAUAUGUCACUUUCCUUCACGUUCCAUUGGCUAGACUAGUCAUGUGACACCAUGGCCUGCAUUCCCCAACAAAGGAGUAUGGGAAACAAAGUCUCUGGCAUGGCAGUUACUCAAGAAACAACUCCAAAUUGUGGAAAGGGAGCUGGAACCUCUGCCCUAUAAAUUCCCUACACUUUGGAUAUGUCUCAAAUGCAUAUGUUCAUAACUUUCUGAGCUGCAUACUUAGAAGAAUAGUCAGAUUGAUAUUUUAUAUCAAUGUUACCAAAUUGCUUUGUCCCAAUAACACUGUGAGAGAUCUGAUUUCCUUAUAUUUUUGUUAUUUAAAAUGUUGUUUACCCCUCUUUGAUGGUGAGGGACUCUUUUUUUUUUUUAUCUUUAUUAACUUGAGUAUUUCUUAUUUACAUUUCGAUUGUUAUUCCCCUUCCCGGUUUCCGGGCCAACAUCCCCCUAACCCCUCCCCCUCCCCUUCUCUAUGGGUGUUCCCCUCCCCAUCCUCCCCCCAUUACCGCCCUCCCCCCAACAAUCACGUUCACUGGGGGUUCAGUCUUGGCAGGACCAAGGGCUUCCCCUUCCACUGGUGCUCUUACUAGGAUAUUCAUUGCUACCUAUGAGGUUGGAGUCCAGGGUCAGUCCAUGUAUAGUCUUUGGGUAGUGGCUUAGGCCCUGGAAGCUCUGGUUGCUUGGCAUUGUUGUUCAUAUGGGGUCUCGAGCCCCUUCAAGCUCUUUCAGUCCUUUAAGAUUCCUUCAACGGGGGUCCCAUUCUCAGUUCAGUGGUUUAAUGAUAGCAUUCACCUACGUAUUUGCUGUAUUCUGGGUGUGUCUCUCAGGAGAGAUCUACAUCCGGCUCCUGUCGGCCUGCACUUCUUUGCUUCAUCCAUCUUGUCUAAUUGGGUGGCUGUAUAUGUAUGGGCCACGUGUGGGGCAGGCUCUGAAUGGGCAUUCCUUCUGCCUCUGUUCUAAACUUUGCCUCCCUAUUCCCUCCCAAGGGUAUUCUUGUUCCCCUUUUAAAGAAGGAGUGAAGCAUUUGCACUUUGGUCAUCCUUCUUGAGUUUCAUGUGUUCUGUGCAUCUAGGGUAAUUCAAGCAUUUGGGCUAAUAGCCACUUAUCAAUGAGUGCAUACCAUGUGUGGGUGAGGGACUCUUAUCAUAACCCUUUGACCCAUAAGCCCCAAAUAAAUACAUCCCUUCUAUAAAUACAUUAAAAAGUAAAUAAAUUUAAUCUUGUGUGUGUGUGUGUGUGUGUGUGUGUGUGUGUGUUGUCUGUAAAUAUCUGUGUAUUCUCUGUGUGCUUAGCACCUGGGAAGGCUGAAGAGGGCACUGACCGGUGUUACGGUUGUGUGGUGUUAUGUGGGUGCUGGGCCAUUGAGCCAUCUCUGUCCCUUCUCGUUGCUAUGUCAUUUGCUAUAGAACACCCUACAUUUUUACAGUAUAUAGCAAUAUCGCCACUGAUAUUUAUAGACCAGACAAAUAUUUUUGACUGAUUAUAAUCUUGAUUUAGGACGUUCUAGAAGGGGAGUGAGUACCUAGAAUGCUAGACCAGCUCUAUCGAGCAGGUUACCUGGUUCGGGUGUUUGUUUUGUUUUGUUUUCUUGCAGCUGAUGACUGAAGCAAGGCUGUGCAUUUGCUGGGCAGAUGCUUCAGUUCAGCUCACAUGAGCCACAUGUACUGUGUUAAACUUUGCAUUAACCACACAGCAGAAAGUGAAAAGAGCUGCUGUGGUUGGUAGCUGUAAAUGCCGGGAGUCAGAACGAGGCUGAAGGCUUACCGUGAGUUUGAGGCCAGUCUGGAUUAUACAAUGAGUUGAGCCAGGAUUAUGUAGGGAAAUCGUAUCUCAAAUAAAAGAGAAAAAAAUGAGAAGAAAAAAAGCUUAGUUUAGUCUUAAUAACUUAGACAGAAGUACCCAAAAUAUUUAGAUUUCAAUCUAUCUGUAAUCUACAUAAAUAUUAUAUAAAAUUCUCAUUUCACGUUUUUAAAGUUCUGUGUGUAUUUUAUAAUGACAGCACAGUUCUACUCGAACACUUUGUAGCCACAGGGUGGCCAGUGGUUGUCCUAGUGAACUGUACAGGCUUUAAAGGUUGGAAUUGCAGGCUUUACUCAGUGGUAAAAGUUUUGUCCUCCAUGUGUGGGACCCCUGAGUUCAAUCCCUAGUGCUGGAAGAGAAAAUAGCUCGGCAUAAUGAGCACAUGAUCAUCGAGUGAUGUCCUGCGCACAUUCUUAGGUUUCCGUGUUUAGAGCAGUGCAUGCGUCUUUAGGGAGCCAUUUCAGAACGUCCCUAUACCCGCAUAGAGAAGCAAAGUGGAGCGUUUUAAUUAUUUUGUUUAGAAAUCUUUUAAUUUCAUUUCUAAAUGAAAACAAAAUGUUCCGCCUCCAUUCCCACCAGUCUGGUCCAAGCCACAAAAUACCAGACAAUUUUCCAUAUUCCAGGGUUUUGCUUCUCUGUCUGCCUUAACACAUCACAGUGUUGUAGCUGGGGUUGAUGUGCUUGACGAGCCUGCAAGGUCCUACCUGAGAUAGCUCUUGGCUGCCUCAGCCAGUCUCACCUCAGCUACCCUGUGUUCUUGACCGGGGAUUAUUCACCAGUCACAAAGGUCUCAAUGGAGUCUGCAGUGAUCUCUCCGCCUUUGAGGUUUUGUUUCCUUUGCCCAGUCGGCUUUUGUUUUUCCUUUUUUCUGCUCAUCUCAACUACUAGGUUUUAUUUAUCUCUUCCCCAUAGAAUUACUUAUUUCCUUCUAGAAAAGAUUCCAUUUGUUUAUCUGUUUGUUAUAUGUGAGGGCGUGUGUUUGGAGGUCACAUGAAGGUCAGAGGAUAAUCUGGAGGAGUCAGCUCUCUCCUUCCACCGUGUACGUUCCUGGUCCUUAGGUUUGGUGGCAAAUACCAUUAUUGUCUGAGCUAUCACCAGUCCUUUUACAAAGGGUACCAUGUGCUGGGUGGUUAAUCUCAGCACUAAGGAGACAGAGGCAAGCAGAUCUCUGAGUUCAAGGUUAGCUUGGUCUACAGAGUGAGUUCCAGGACAGCCAGGGCUACACAGAGAAGCCCUUUGUUGGAAAAAAAAAAUCAUAUAACAUGCUGGCUUUGAACUUACUAUAUAGCUGAAGAUAACAUUUAACUUUCGAUCCUCCUGCCUCUGCCAACUGAGUAUUGGGAUACAGGCAUGAUGCACUGGCACUCCUGGUUUAUGUAGUACUGAACUCAGGAUUCUGUUCAUGUUUGAAAACACUCUACCAACUGAACUAUAGCCCCACCUAGCCCAUGCCUCUGCUUUUUGUUGUUGUGUUGUGAGACAGCGUCUUAUGUAGCCCAGGCUGGCCCAGAACGUGAUCUAUAUUAGGAUAACUCUGAGCCUCUGAUCCCUCCAACCCCCACCCCGCAGGCUGAGAUUACAGUGUGCACCCGCGAGCCUGGUUUUAGGUAGUAACGGAAAUGGAGACCAGGGCUCUGGGCGUGCUGGACAAGCCCUCCACCAACCAAGCCACACCCUCAGUCCAACAUCUUGACUUAAGAAAAAAGAACUCAAGCCAGCGCUUUCAAGACUGAGACAAGGAUUGAAGCUUAGGGUAUUAUCAGAGAGGGUAGCAUUAGAAGGACCAUGUCUGGGGAGUGGGUUCAGGAACCUGCCUUGCCCAGGGCAUUCUCUAAUUUGGAUUGGUAAAUAAAAGCAUCUUUGUGGAAAAUAAAGUUAAAAUCAUAAAUCUGUCGACACUCAGCAUUGUCUGCGUCCAGAAUGAUUGAGCCCUCUUAGGAUGAUGCCCUGUCCUGACACAGUGUUAUACAGAGUCAGGAUGACGCCCUGUCCUGACACAGUGUUAUACAGAGUUGGUUUAGGCACUGUUGUGCAUUUGUUCCCUCCUUUAUCCAUGGCAGAAAAUAUAUGUAUUUUAUUAGUAAAUAAUUCUGUAAAUGAGAAAGCCAAGACAGAUGUGAAAGAAAAGUUUCCCUGUCGGUAUGUCAAUGUAUCGUUCUCUAGAAAGUCUGAGGUAAGGAAUGCCAGUUAAUGGUGACCAUUUUAUGAUUCUCCUGUUACAUUAUGAACCUAUUUUCUAUCAAGAAAAAUUUCAGUGAAGAUGCAGAUGUAGUAAUUCUUUGAGUUUUUAAUCACUGCCAUUUGCUUAUUUCAGAUUAUUUAAAACAUUUCUGUGUCUGUGUGUGUGUGCGCGCGCGCGCACGCGCGUGCGCGCAUGUGCACACGCAUACAUGCAUGUGUCCAUGUAUGAGUGCAGGCACAUCUGAAGGUCAGAGGACAACCUUAGGUGUUAGUUUUCACUUUCCACCUUGUUUUUCCACUGUGUACUCCAGGCUAGCUGGUCUGUAAACCUACGUCUCUCCACCUCUGGCUUUUACAUGGGCUUUUAGAGAUUCGAACUUGGGCCCUAACUCCUGUGUAGUGAGCAUUUACCCACUGAACCCUCUCCCUAGCUCUAGUUUAGGCUUUAUUAGAUCUUGUGUUAUUACGUUAGUAGCUGCCCAGCUAAUCUCCCUGGCAUUGGUCUUUCCCUUUUUGAGACAGGGUUUCUCUGUAUAGAUCAGGCUGUCUUAGAACAGAGAGCCGCCUGCCUCUGCCUCCCUAGUGUCAGGUUUAAAAGCCUUUUACCACUGUGUCUGACUGCCAUGGUUGUUUCUUCCUUAAGUCUGAAUUAGUCAUCAGUAUCUCCUAAGAUACUCAUAGAUCCACAAUUCCCUGCCUUGCUGCCAUAGAUGAGCAUCUUCUGGUAACGAUAAUUAGCAUCGCUUUUUAUGGAGAGGGGAAGCAGGCUUUUCAUAUUGUCUUUCGUGCAGAAAGUUAGCCUGUUCAGAGGCUACCUACAGAUGAAGAGCAAUUUAAGGACUUUUAUUUUUGCACCAAAUACUGUACUGUUCUGAACUCUUGCUUUAAAAAAGGUUUGUUUGCUUAUUUAUUUAUUUAUUUAUUUAUUUAUUUAUUUAUUUAUUUAUUUAUUUUAUAUAAGAACACUGUAGCUGUCUUCAUGCAUACCAGAAGAGGUAUCAGAUCCCAUUACAGAUGGUUGUGAGCCACCAUGUGGUUGCUGGGAAUUGAACUCAGGACUUCUGGAAGAGCAGUCAGUGCUCUUAACCAUUGAGCCAUCUCUCCAGCCCAAUUCUUGCUUUUAAUAACAGAAAAAAGCGGGGCUAGAGAGGUGGCUCAGUGGUUAAGAGCACUGGCUGCUCUUCCAGAGGACUCCGGUUUGAGUCCCAGCAUCCACAUGCCAGCUCACAACUGUCUGUCAUGAGCAACUGAAAGGUGAUCCAAUUCUCCAGUUCUAGGAGAUCUGAAGGCAAAACACCAAAUGCAUACAUCAUAAAAAUAAAUAAAUCAUUUAAAAAAGCCGCCCACUCUCAAUGCGGGGAUUCUUCACCUUCACCCCACACUUUAUAAACGAAAUGAAACGAAAAGAACGUUAUUAGUGCUGCUACUGCAGACAGAAUUUGAAAUCCAGCAAUUAUUUAAACAAUAAAUUAAAAAAACAGUUUGCAACUUGGUGUAUAGCUGGUAGGAAUGGCAAGUUUUUUCUUUAAAGGUAAUUGUUCAUUUACCAAGAUGCCUGGAGAUAUUUUUUCCUAUUAAAUAGUUGACUGAUGCUGCAAUCUAUUUAAAAUUUAAAUUUCAAUUAUUAUUGAAGUAGCCAGAGGCAGCCUUUUUCUCUAUAUUUUAAAAAUCCUAAUGUUAUAGCAUCUACUCAAAACAUGUCUGUUUUGCAAAGCAAUCCCUUUUUAAGAUUGUGAGUGUGUAUGCACACAGAGGUCAGAGGUCAACAUCAUGUUUUCCUUAAUUGCUGUCCACCUUGUUUUUUGAGACCGGGUCUCUCACUGAACAUGAAGUUGGCGGGUUCAGCUGAGUUGGUUGGUUGUCAGGAGCUCUGGGGAUCUGCCUGCCUGCCUGCCUUCCCAGCGCGGGAGUUGCAGGGGUGCCUGCAGUGCCUGUGGGCAUGGGGGGCUCCUUUGGUCCUCUGCUUGCACAGCAACCACUUUGCCUUUGUCAUUUCUCAGUCCGUAUUUGUUUUCUAUGAUGCUGAUGUUUGAACCUUGAACCAAGACUUUCAUGAAUGCCAACCGUGUGUUCUACCACUGAGAGACAACGUCAGUCCCCCUUUUAAUUUUUUUAAAAAUAUUUUGAGACAGUCUCACUAUGUAGCCUUGGUUGGCCUGGAGUUUCCUCUGUACACCAGGCUGUCCUAGAAUGCAUAGAAAUCUGCCUGCCUCUACCUCUCUAGUUCUGGGAUUAAAGGCAUGCACCACCACACCCAGAUACCUUUUAAACAUUUUUUACUAUGUAAAAUGUAUGAGUGUUUUGCCCGCAUGUGUGUGUGUGUGUGUGUGUGUGUGUGUGUGUGUGUGUGUGUGUUCUGGUCCCUGUGGAGGCCAGAAGAGGAUAUCAGAGCCCCUGUUAGCUCUCCUGGCACUGGAGUUAGAGAUGGUUGUGAGCUACCAUGUGGGUGCUGGGAAUUGAACCUCAGUCCUUUGCAAGAGCAAGGAGCAGUCUAAACUGGUAAACCAUCUCUCCAGCCCCAAUUAUUUUUAAUUAUUUAAAGAAAAAGAGAAAGACUUUUGAGUUUGCAAACUAUAUUAAGUCAUAAUGUAGCAUAUGAUAUUUUAAGAACCCAGUAAAACACAUACUGUCAUUAAUAAGCAGUAGAUUAGAAUGUAACCGGAGGAAUUGUUAUUAUGUAUCACCAUUGUAUCUGUCUACUGUAAAGGUUUAGAAUCAUCUCUGUGAAGUCAGUUUUCUUUUGAAUAGUACAUUGAGAAUGGCUCCAAGUAAAUGUUGGCAUUAAAGGCCAGAUUUCCGUUGACUCUAAGAGAAAAUAAAAUAAAAUAUAGGACAAGUGAUAUUAUUAUAUACUGAGGACCUGGAUUUGAACCCUAGUACUUAUCAAAAACUGAGCAAAAAGAUGGUCAUUUAGGUCUAUAAAAAUAUAUUGAUGAUCAGGGAGCUAGGGUGUGGUUAAGGGGCAAAGUAAUUGAGCAGCAUUCGUGAAGCCCUGAGAUUGAUCCCAGUAAGGGAGGAAGAAGAGAAGGAAGAGGACGGUAAAACACAUUGAAAAUCAAAUAUAAAAUAAAGGCAUUCCCUUAGAACAAAGUCCAAUAAUUGUAAAAAGCGCCUUAAAGUUAUACUCUUAGUCAAAUGAGCUAAUUAAACGCCACAGUGGAAAAGUCCAUUAAAUACGACAUUAAGUAAUUAGUACAUUUUAUAUUCCUACAUAGGUCAGAAUCAUCAAACCAUGAAACUGAAUUUCUUCUCAUUUCCCCAAAGACUAUAAAAGAUUUUAAUUAAUUGAGCUUUCCAUUUUGAGAAUUUCCUUGGUUUAAAAAGCUUUUUAUUUUAUUAUAACCUUUUUUAAAGUGGUUGUCUAAUAAAUACAGCUUUCUCUGUUGCCUGGUAGUUUUUGUGGUUGAUACAGACCAUGGGAAAUUACUAUAUUAUUCAGUUUCUUCAGCAUAGAUGACCAGCUAUGUUCAAAGUACUAACUCAUUUGACAUUUUAUGAUAUGCAUAAUUAACAGUAAAUUCUAAGAAAAUAUAAUUUAAAACUAUUUUUUGAAACAAGUUAACAUGAAGUUUAUUGUUUCCUUACUACAGAAAGGGUUUCGAGUGGUAAAAUGUUCUAUAAUGAAAGUAUUUAUUGGGUUGGGGAUUUAGCUCAGUGGUAGAGCGCUUGCCUAGGAAGCGCAAGGACCUGGGUUCGGUCCUCAGCUCCGGAAAAAAAAAAGUAUUUAUUCAUAGUAGUAUUUAUCAUAUGCCAACCACUGUGCUGACUACUGCUUCAGAGAAAUAAGUCAGCUUUUUCCUCUUCUCACACAAGCAGACCAGCGAGGCAGAGAGACGCAGCCUGAGUGCAGUCAGAGUCAGUAGCUGUCUGUGGGGCUGUGUGCUAAGUACCACAGUGCUUUCAUUCUGCUUCACCAAUGGAAGUGAUUCCUAGACACCAGGUGCGUCUCCAAGGUCACACGAGAUAAGCGGUACAACCGGGACUGGAAGUCUGCUGUACCUGACUCUGAAACUUGUUAAUCUUAGACACUGAGCGGGCUCUGCCGUCUCUGAACUGACUCUUACUUCUGCCUUCCAAUUUGUUUGCUUUAGCUUUUAGAACAGUGACUUGUAAAUUUAUGCACUUGUGCUCUCUCUCUCUCUCUCUCUCUCUCUCUCUCUCUCUCUCACUCUCGCACUCACACUCCCUCCUUCCUUCCCUCCACCCCACUUCUUUCUUCAUCUAAUUGAUACCAAUAUGUAAAGACUUCAGAAUUGAAUAGUUCCUAAAGUGUACCCAUUUCACUGUGCUUAAAUCUUAUUUGCUUCCCAAAGAUGUAAAGAGAUUAAGUAUUGUUUUUUUUUUGUAUCUAUUCCACUGUGUAAUCAUAUCUUGCACAUGAUAAAUGUCCCAAAAUACUAAAGUCCUUAAAGACAUGUCUGGAGGAAUGGAAGCACCCUUGGAUGCUGGUUGAAUAGAAAAGAUAGCACAAGAUGGUGACUCAGAUCAUAACUCAGCUUAUAUUAUUCAUUACUUUACGUCCUUCUUCAAUCGAGAGUCAGCCCUCAACACUCAGUUCAAGGUCUCUCCUACUAGACGCAUGUUCCAGAGGGGAGCCAGAAGUACCAUGCCCUCCCGUGGCCCACACCGGUGUCUCUUUACUUCUGUUUUCCAAGUUGGGAAUUGAACUCAGGAUCUCACGCAUGCCAGACAGACGCUCUACCUGUGAGCUAUAACUCUAGGCCCUGUUUAGGCCAGCACUCUACCACACAGCUAUAGCCUCAGUCACAAGACCUCAUCUUUUAAAACUACUUUGGGGCGGAGGUGGGGAAUGCUGGAGAGAUGGCUGAAGGUUUAGAGCACUGGCUCUAAGGACAGGGGUUGUGGUCCCCAGGAUGCACAUAUCAGUUCACAAUCAUCCUUAAUUCCAGUCCCAGGAGAUCUGAUUCUCUCUUCUGGGUCCGUGUGCACCAGGCAGACAUACAGGCAGUACAAGCAAAGCAGCUUCUCCAUGGUUUCUGCUCCAGUUCCGGCCUCCAGGUUCCUUUGCAAGCCCCUGCCCUGACUUCCCUGGAUGGUAGCUUCUAACUUGUAAGAUGUAAUAAGCCCUUUUCUCCCCAAGUUGCUUUUGGUCAUGGUUUCUCAUAGUAACAGAGAAGCAAAACUAUUACAGCCAUACAGGCAGUUAGAGUAGGUCUACAAAUUAAACAUUCACUGAUAAUAAAUCAUAAGUUUAUUUUAACACAAUUCUUUGGUAUCCAUAUAACUUUACCGUUUAUUAAAGAUGAGUGCAAGUAAGCACACUAAUGAGACAGAUUGCUUAUUUAUGUUUCAUGAAUAAUUUAAUCCUGACUGCGUAUUUGAGACUGCAGGACAUAGAGCAUCUUCUGUGCCGUUCACAGUUAAUUGAUAAUUCGCUUUUACAGUCAUCCAUGUUGAGGAGGCCACUCUGCAUUCAUAUACACUACAGAAAGGCAGAGGCCCAUUUAGGGCUGUUUCCAAAAUGGUUGACAAUUCUCUCCUAAUUUCAAGCCAAAAUUCAUUUAGUGAUUUUUAUUAAACUCAAGUGAGCAAUGCAAACAGCUGUUUUAAAAUCAAACAUCCUUCACAGUCCAAUCCAAAAGUAUGCUAAUCUGAUACAUUUUGAGGAAUGACUGCAGGAAAAUAUAAAAUGCCUUUGUUCUCUAUAAUCAAACUGUUUUAAAAAUUAGAUGUGUUCAUUUUUAAGACAUUUAUAUGUGAGUGGUUUGCCUGCGUGUAUGUGCAUCAUGUUCAUGCCUGCUGCCUGUGGAGGUCAGAAGAGAACAUCAGUUCCCUUGACACUAGAGGUGUGGCUGGUUGACCAGGGUCCUCUAUAAGAGCAAGUGCCCUUAACCAUUGAGGAGCCACCUCUCUAGCCCUCAUUAUGUUCUUAUAGGAUCAGAGAAUGCCACAUGUAUGGUAGAGGCAGUGCGGUUUAUAACUUACAGUAGUCUUGACUCCAGGCUGGUGUUUCACAGUAUCUUUGGUGCUGUGUGGCUGAGGCAUGCAUAGUUUGUGUGAAGUAUGCAUGUUUGUGUCAUUAGGACCAAGGCUGAGGUGAAACGGCACGAUGCAGUACCGAGAAAUGCUUCCAGAAAACCUGGAAUUCAUUGUGCAUCUGAUUUGGAUCCUUGGUCAUUUUGUACUCAGAAUCAUUUUAUUGUUGCCAUUCCCGUUUUGUGUGAUGCCCACGUUUGGUUAGGUAACCCCAUUAGGAGUUACAUCCCCUAGUUUAAGAUGCUUUUCUGUAAGCAUGGUGAACAGCAAAGUCCAAGAACUACUGCUUCAAGGAGAACAUAGGGAUCCAAUUAAUGUCUCAUUUACAUGAUAUUUGUUUAGCUAGGCAGCAAUGUUAUUAGCAGGCUAACAUUUAGUGUCUGGCAUAAGAAAAUACAGGGAAAAAAGAUAUUUACUCCUCCUGACAGAGAUUGCAAUGUAAUUCUAGCUGGCCUAAUACUCGCUUUAUAUCCCAGACUGGCCCAAACCCAAAGCACUGUUUCUUGACUGUGUCUCCCAGUACUGGGAUACAAGUGUUCAUCACUAUGUCUAGCUCACAAGGAAAUCUAUCUUUUUUUUUCAUGUGUGGGUAUGCAUGUAAGUACGUGUGGGUGGGCGUGGGUGCAUGACAAGGAGCUGUUUCAAUGUUUCUAAAUGUACCUAGAGAUCCAUACUUAAUAUUUUGAAACUGUCUUUGAAACCAUAAUUAGUGGUAAGUAAUCUUGAAUACUGAUGAUAGAAAUAGUAUAGAAAUGAGUGUAUUAGGUGUAAAACACAUUGGUUUUAAAAUUAAAGAUUUUAAAAGAACUCACUAAAUAGGGCACCUGUACAUUCUAACAUUGCUGUCUGUGUAGAUUUUAUGCAUAAUUCACUAUAGUAACAUUUGUGGAUAAUAUUAUAUACUUAUUUUUUUAACUUUAUUUACCUGUGUGCUUGUGUCAGCGUGCAUGCACUUUGUAUGCCUGUGUGUGUAUGCUAUGGUGUGCCUGUGGAGGUAUGAAGAGAACUUGUGUCUUUUCUCUCUAUCCCAUAAUUUGAUUUCCAGCACCUGCACAGCAGCUGACAACAGUUUGUCACUCCAGUUCCAGGGGAUCAGAUGCCCUCCCUCUUCUAAGCUCUGCUGCAAAGACAUGGCACCCAGACACCCAGACACCCAGACACAUAAAAUAAAAAAAGUUAAAUCAUGUGCCUCAUAACAGCAUGGUUUUAAUGGCUUCAAUGGAUGUUUACUUAUUUAUUUGAGACAAGGUCUCUCUAGCCCUGACUAUGUUAGAACUCACUAUGUAGCCCAGGCUGGCCUCAAAGGCAAGGGCAAUUCCUUCCUCAGCCGCCAUUGCUGGCACAUAUCUCCCUAUAAUGAAAAUGUAUGAGCUAGUAAAUUUAAAUGAGUGUGGCAGAAUAGUAAGUUAUCCAUUGAGUUACUUUUUGUCAGGAAGGAGGAGGGGAAAGGAUUUGCUUGUUUGCUUGUUUGUUUACAGUUCCAGAAGGAUUGAGCCCUUGUGGCAGGGAAGACAUGACAUCAGACGAGAGAGGCGCGGCAGCAGGGACGGGAAGCUGGCUGGGCACACUCUCACCCUCACACAGGGAGAGGGCUGUCUGUUGAAUUCUUAAAGAAAAACCGAUCACUGAGAUUUUUACAGGACAGUUUGUUGUUGUUGUUUGGUUUCAGUUUGCUUCCCAUCAAUUUAUUUAUUCACAUCCCAAUCACAGCUCCCAUCCCCUUCUAGGCCCCCCCCCCCAUGGCCACUUCCCCAUCUCACCUCCUCUGAUGGAACUAGGACCCACAGCCUGGAGCAUGCUAGCCUCGAGCUUUCAUUACCAAGAAAAGGUAUUUCUGGUAGGCCUGGCCACUCAUGCUUGUAAUCUCAGCCCUUGGGAUGUGGAGGUAGGAGGUUCAUCCUUGGUUAGCAUACUGACUCAGGCCCCCGAGCUGCAGGAGAAUGUAUCUAAAACACAAACAAACAAACUUGUCCGGGUGUGUGAUGCAUAUCUUUAAUCCCAGCAUGCAGGAGUCAGAGGCAAGCAGAUUUCUGUGAGUUUGAGACCAGCCUGGUCUACAUAGUGAGUUCUAGGCUGGCCAGGGCUACACAGUGAGAUCCUGUCUCAAACACAAUGAUACUACUUGGACAUUAAAUGAGACUACUUGGACAUUAAAUUUUGGUCUAAAUUUUAUACAAAAGUGGAGAAAAAUGAAUUUUUUGACAUAAGUAUAAAGAGUACCCUAAAUAUUUAAAUAUAAAAACCACAAAAAUAAAGGAUUUGAUUCAUACUGUAGUAGCAUUUGCCAGUUGGGUAGGAAAAGUCAAGUACAGUGUGGAGGUCAGAACGAACGCCUUUGAAACAGAAUACAAGGCGCUUAAGAACUGAAAGAAUGUUCUAGAUCCCAGUAGAAUUCAAAGUGUUACAGUAGGGCAUGAGCUCAGUAAAGGCAGGACAUGUGUUUUGCUCACUAUUCAAUCAGUGCCUCGGAUCCGAAAGAUUUAUGGUAAGUAUAUGAUAACAUUUUGUUAUCAUUAUAAAAUCUACAUAACGAUCCAAUAUGUAUUUUAAAUAACAUUUUUUCCCCAUCUAGGUUAGACUUGUUCACAUUUCAGGAUUUUCUUUUUGAAAGUAAAAAAUCCCCCAUCGCUAAUCUCCAAAAGAGCCAAACCCCGUGGUGCAUACCUGCACUCCCAGGGUUUAGGCAGCUGAGGCAGUGGGAUUGCCACAGGAUGGAGGCAGCCUGGGCUACAGAAUGAGUGUUUAAUAAGAAAGAAAGAAAAAAACAGGGAGGCAAAAAUGGAGUGGCUACAGAAACAGUUCAGUGGCUAGAGCACUGACUGCUCUUCCAGAGGUCCCGAGUUCAAUUCCCAGCAACCACAUGGUGGCUCUCAACCAUCUGUAACGAGAUCUGAUGCCCUCUUCUGGUGUGUCUAAAGGCAGCUACAGUGUAUUCAUAUACAUAAAAUACAUAAAUAAGUAGAGCGCUUGCCUAGGAAGCUCAAGGCCCGGGGUUCAGUCCCCAGCUCCAAAAAAAAAAAAAAAAAAAAAGAGCCAAAAUAAAUAAAUAAAUAAAAUUUUAAAGAAUGCGGGAGGAGGCUGGAGAGAUGGCUCAGCAGUUAGAGCGGUUGCUGCUCUUCCAGAGGACCUGGGUUUUGUUCCCAGCACCCACGAUAGGAGGCUCACGAGGGUCUGCACCUCCAGCUUCAGGGAACCCAACACUUGCACAAUAAGUACCUUACUGCCUGCUUCUCUCCUGGUUUUGUGAUGCUGGAAAUCAAACCCAGAGUUAAGGGCUUCCCCAGUAACAUCCUUUGCCUCGCCCCACAUUCAUUCGUUUAGUCUAUGGUGGAGGUGUGCAAGCUACAGGACACCUAUGGAGGCCAGGGAAUAACUUGUGGGAAUCCUCUCUCACUGUGCUGUUUCCAGUUUAGAACCCAGACCCCUCAGGUUUGGCAGCAAACCCCCUUACGACCUGAGCCAACUCAUCUGGCCCAUCUUCACUCUCCUGAUGGUAUAUUUACAAGUGUGUUAUUUGUUGGGCAGUGUGGAGGUCCAUUUCCUGAGGACAGACCUCACACGUGUGGCCGCCCCUGCUGUUCUGAAUCCUGGAACUCCAGCUUCCAGUCCCCACCUCACACCAGUGCCUGGCGUCAAUGCUGCCUCCCCACGCCUGGCAUUGGAUUUGAUUUAAUCCCAUUUAUAUGGUAUUCCUCCUGUCACUUGUGCCUUUGAUGUUGCUUGAGCUCAAGUCUGUAGACUUCUCUGUUUCCUAAGAGUUUUGCGGCUUUAGUGCUGGAGUCCAGGUCCACAGCGCAUUUGCGAUCAAACAUCUUGCGUGUAUACUGGGAGUGGGGACUCAUACUGUGCAUGUGGAUAUCCAGUUGUCACAGCAAGAUGUGGUUUUUUUUUUUUUUCUUUUUUUCAGAGCUGGGGACCGAACCCAGGGCCUUGCACUUGCUAGGCAAGCGCUCUACCACUGAGCUAAAUCCCCAACCCCACAGCAAGAUGUGUUAAAAGUCAUUGUCCUUUCUCUCAUCCAAUUUUUAAAGAAACAGUAUAACUUAAAUUCUUGUUAAAAAUUUUAUUUUAUUUUAAGAGUAGGGACAAAGCAGGGCUAGCUGUGAGUAAUUCUGCAACUCUGGACAACUUCAUUUUGUGAGCCCCUUCCAGUUAUUUUUCCAUAGACUUGAAUUUUACAGAAUUGUAAUUAUACUGUACUACAUAAAUCAGUCCCAUAUUUUGAAAAUUGGAGUUUAUUUUUAUCUAAAAAAUUUGCAAUUUUCAUCUUUUUACCUAAGCUAGUAAUCUUUCAUGGGAUAAUUUCCUUAGAUAAAUUUCUAGGAAGAUCUUUGGAAACAUUGAAAGCAACUAGAGUAUAUAAUUUUGAUUUGAGAAUUUCAGGAGAGAGAAGGUUUGUACUAUUUAAUGUAACUGGCAACUGAUACUGUCCUUGACUAUGGCCCAGACAGCAUUCAGUAUAGUUUUCUGUGUAUACUUAAUUCUCAUAAAUUCAAUUAGAUAAGAAAUCCCAGGCUCAGAAAAGUCGAAGCUUUACUCAAAGUCACUAGUAAAUGACAAGAUGGCAGGGUCUCUUUGUGUAGCCCUGGCUAUCCUGGAGCUUGCUUUGUAGACCAGGCUGGCUUUGAACUCAGAGAUCUGCCUGCCUCUCCUCCUGAGUGCUGGGAUUAAAGGCGUGCACUACCAAUUCUCAGCUCCUAAUUUUAUUUUAAUUUUUAAAAAUGAGAGUCUAGAGGCUGGAGAGUACCUCAGUUGGUGGUACUUGCCUAGCAUUAAUGACUCUCUGGGCUCCCCCACUCCAUCAUUCCAUAAACUGAGUGUAGUAGUGCACACCUGAGAGCCCAACACUUGGGAGGUUGGAAGCAACAGGAUCAGGAGUUCAAGAUAACUCCUGCCUACUUGACACAUUUUCGGACAAUCCAGGGCACAUGAGACCCAGGUUUGAAAAGUCUAAAAACUGAUUUUUCUCCGAAGAUAGAGUAACUUACUACUCUUGGAGUCUAUGGACUUAUAAUGUAUGUGUCAUAUUCCCAUUUGAGUAGCAUUCGACAUUCCACAGGGUCUACAGAGCACACAACCAAUACAGAAAGUACUCACUCAGUAACACCAUGGGGACAGAUGUGGUCAUGUGAGCCCAUACUAGCACUGAUGUCAAGAUUCAGGGCCAGUCUGAGCUACAUAGUGAAACCCUGUCUCGAAAAGAAAAUGGAAAAUUAAUUUGGAAUCUUUAAUACCUACAUGUAAACUAAAUUUCUAGAUUCUUAAGUGUACAAAUUGUACUAUUUUACAAGCCAGUGAGAUGGCUCAGUGGAUAAAGGAGCUUGCCUCAAAGCCUGCUGUCCUGCCCUGGGCUCCCACAAGUUGUCUUCUGACCUUCAUAUGCAUCCUGAGGGAUGUCCAGCAUCCCACUGAGCACAAAUAGAUAAAGUAAGUAUCCCUUGGAGCGACAGCUCAGUGGUUAAGAACACUUACUGCUCUUGCAGAGGACCAGGGUUCAAUUCCCAGCACUCACAUGGCAGCUCACUUCUGUAACUCCAGGGAGCCCACAUCCUCUAGUGACCUCUGCCAGCACAGCACAGACUACAUAGUGAGACCGUGUCUGAAAACCAAAUGAAACCAAGACGAUUGCUAUUAUUACAGGGCCCAACCUUUCUUCCCAGUGUGCACAUUUCCUUACAAGCUGAACAUAACAUUGAGUCUUGAUUGAGAAAUCUUUAAAAUUCCUGAAAAAGAAAUUUUACUAUUUUAAACAGAAUAAAUACAACCAUAUAAAUUAUAAUUUAGAUGUCUGAUUCAUAGUCAGUGCAUUAAGUUAAUUGAGUUCAGGUGUUAGUAGGUGUUUCAAUUGUAGAAUUAAUAUAUGUAUUUAUGAUGAUGAAAACUUUAUAAGAAUAAACCCGAACUUAAAAAAGAAAUUGUAAUUUUGAAAUUUAAUGGUUUUUAAAAAUAGGUUUUGCUGCAUAUAGAAAUAAAUUUCCUUUUAAACCACAAAUAUGCCAAUUCUCUGUACAAACCCUUGUUCACAUUUCUAUUUUUACAGUCUUUAGGGCAGCAUUCUCCAUGAACCUCCCCUUGAUCUUCAUCCCAAGAGUUAGACCAUCUCCCCCAGAUUAAUAGUGACAGGGCCAUUUGCUUUCCAGACAGAAGGAGCCUGUUCCGCCUUUCAUGGUGGCUGCAGCUGCAUGUGGAAUCGUGAGGCAGGUCAGACUCACUCACUCACUUCUCCCAGUGCGGAUGCUUUUGGUCCUUUUCAUCUGGUCUUAGUUGAUCAGGUUUCUUCUCCUAAGUGACACUUCAAAGAAGGUUCCAUUUGUUUCUGCUCCAAUUUCUCACUGCUGUUUCUCUAUGUCCUUUGUUAGGCUGAAGUCUCACUCUGCUCCUGAUUCUCUCAGCAUGUAUAUAGUGGUAGAUGUUGAGCUCUGUUGGAUGUUUCCUAUGUACCUUUUUGGGUCUUGGUAUAUUCUUGCACUUUGAUCUGUUACUAUGGUGAAUUGCAGGUUCAGGGAUGCAACUCAGACACAGAAUGCUUGCCCAGCAUGUACGAGGCUUUUGGGUUGAAUCUCAGCACUGAAGAGAAAAGUAAAGAAUAUCGUAUUUUCAGUUUGAAUUCCUCGAGAAAGCCCCGUUAGUCACGAUGAUUUAUUAUCCUUUUCUUUUUUAAAAAGAUUUAUUUAUUAUAUAUAAGUACACUGUAGUUGUCUUCAGACACACCAGAAGAGGGCAUCAGACCUCACUACAGAUGGUUGUGAGCCAUUAUGUGGUUGCUGGGAUUUGAACUCAGGACCUCUGGAAGAGCAGUCAGUGCUCUUAAAUUCUGAGCCAUCUCCCCAGUAUUUUAUUUAUUUAUAUAUUUUAAAGGGUUUUAUGUGCAUAGGUGCUUUACUUUCAUGUAUGGCUGUAUGUCCCAUGCAUGCUCAGUGCCAUCAGAGGCCAAAGAGGGCAUCAGAUUCCUUGAAAUGAAUGUUCCAGACAGAAUCACCAUGUGGGGACAUGGGUAGGUGGUCAGUACUUUGAGGUGCAGAGCUACCUCUCCAGCCCCUAAAGACUUCAUUUCAUAAUUAUGUGUGUCUGCAUAGAGUAUGUGCCCAUGUGUGCAGGUGUGCUCAGAGUCUGUUGUACAGGACCGUCCUCCCUGCCAAUCAACCCCAGCUGUGUCUGCUUUCAAAAGAUUAUUCUAGCUGGGCCUGCUGACUGGCAUCCCCUUGUAGGAGGUUCAGGGAGGGUCAUGAGACUCUCACCUGAGCAUACAGCCACUCCAAACUACCUUUUGUAUGCAAUUCUAUCCUAAUUGUAUGUGGCCCGGGGAAUAGACUGGGGAAUAUAAGCCAGGGAAGACUAGGGGAGGGUGGUGUCAUCUAUGCAGCUGUAGGAAAUCAAUCUUCACUACUGGGUGAACGAUUUCCAGCGUGGCCUUUGUGGGAGGGUGAAGACCCAAAAUCCUGCAAGGAACCCUUCACCUGUGCUGUGUCAGUAAGCUCAUAAAACUCAUUGAUGCCAUAGGGUGAACUUUGGUGGUACUGUAUCUUGGUUUGUUAUUGGGGGCUUAUAUUGUCUCCCCAAGAGAAGGAAUUUUAGCAAUUAACCCCUGGAACAGGAGUUACAGGUACUUGUGGCUUGAUGUGGGUGCUAGGAACUGAACUCAAGUCUUCUGCAAUGCUUUAACUGGUGAAUCAUCUCUCCAGGCCCUAUUUGUGGGGUGUGUGUGUGUGUGUGUGUGUGUGUGUGUGUGUGUGUGUGUGUGUGUGAGAGAAUCUUCAUAGCUCAAGGUAGCCUUCACCGUGUUAGGCAGUGGAGGAUGACUUCGAACACUGAGUCCUGCUGCUGUCAUUUCCCACAAAUGCCAGAUGAGUGUUUCAGUCACUGAUCUAUUGCUAUGAGGACACACCAUGAUCAAGUCAACUCUUAGCCGGGCAGUGGUAGCCCACACCUUUAAACCCAGAACUUGGGAGGCAGAGGUAGGCAGAUCUCUUGAGUUCCAGGCCAGCCUGGUCUACAGAGUGAGUUUCAGGACAGCCUGGGCUACACAGAGAGACCCUGUUUUGAAAAACAAACAACUAAAGAACAACAACCACAAAGCCCUAAGAUUCUGGGGCUGGGAACGCAGCUCAGUUGGUGAAGUGCGUGUUAACACAGAUGGAGCUCUGGGCUUAGCCUCAGCGUAACUGGGCAUGAUGGCAUGCCUGUAAUCCCAGCAGACAGACAGACAUGGGGCCUGGGACAGGAUUUGAAACCCCAAUACCCCAGCACCACCGUGACACACCUCUUCUCACAAGGCCAUGCCUCCUAACUCUUCUCUUACCUGGGACCAAACAUUGGGGGCAGGGGAGGGGGCAUUUUCACCCAAUCCGCCACAGUGAGCCUCCUACCAGCUGAGCUGCAGCCCCGCUCUCACAUGCUUUUCUUGUUUUAGUCUAUCAGGAUAGUAUGAGUUUUGUUGACUUUCUUCAGUGGAUCUUUUCAAAGUGCCAACUUUUGAUUGCGUUACUUUUCUAUUUGCCCUGUUACAGGUCACCGAUUGCAGGGUUUUCUCAUUAUCUUAGAUCUUCGUUUUCAUAUACAAGCAUUCUGAUUUUAUUUGUUCUUUCUUUGGAGGGGGGACUAUUGUUUCCAAGGCUAGACUCGAGCUUUUGAUUCUCCUGCCUCUACCUCCUGAGUAAGGUUGCAGGCGCACAGCAGCACACCUGGUUUCCAUGGCACAGGUGAUUAAACCCAGGGCUUUGUGCAGUUGAGAUGGGUAGUCUACACCCCAGCCUGAUAGACUGCAUUCUAACUAUUUUAUUUCUUUAGGGAAUAUCUUUCAAUUUUUUAAAUGAAUUUUUAUCUUUCUAUGUAUGUUUGAUGCAUGUGUGUAUGGUAUUUGUAUGUAUAUAUGUUUGUAUGUCUGUGAGGACAGCCAUGAUCAUACCUCAGGGCACAUGUGGAGGUCUGAGGACAAUUUGCAGGAGUCGGUUCUCUUCUGCCACCAUAAGUGUUCUGGAACUGAACUCCACCUUCAGACUUGAGGGCAGGUGUCUGUAUGCACUGAGCUCUCGUGCCUGCUUCCAACAUGUGUGCUUUCAACACGUAUCUUUCUCUUGGCCACUAUGUCCCAGCUCCUGGUUAUCAUCAUUCUAUGGUUUCCGUGAGCUUGGUAAUUUUAGGUUCUACAUGGGAAGUGAUUAGUGCAGCCACCCUCCCAUAGAAGAGGAGUUCUAAGGCUCGUCGUGGAUGCCAGGGUCCAAGAAUGUUCAAGUUGUUCAUAUAAAGUGGUGUAGAAUUUGCAAGUACAAGACUGGCAAGAUGGCUCAGGGGAUAAAGCACUUGCUACACAAGCCUGAUGACCUGAGUUCAGUCCCUGGGACCCAUGGCAGAAGGAGAGAGCAGACUCUGAAAAGUUGUCCCUUCCUCCACACAUGGGCCCUGGCCUGUGCAUGUCCCCAUACACAAAGAGAUGUUUUAAAGAAUUUACACACACCCAUUUUCUCUUCUUAAAUACUUUAAAUCAUCUUUAAAUGACUUUUAAUAAUAGCGCGUGUAAAUGUCAUAAGUAGACUGUGUCUGUUGGAGGAAACUGACAAGAGAAUGUCUGCAAUAAUGUAAGGUGGUGACAUUUGUCUUUCUGUGUAAUGUCCUCAGGCUUCAUCCCUUUGGCUUCAAAUAACAGGAUUUGCUUCUUUUCAAAGGCUGGAUGCUAUCUGCUGCAUAUCCUCCAUGUUUCUUUGUUCACCCAGUGGACACUUGUCCUCAUAUUUGGCUUUCAUAAAUAUGCUGCAGUCAACAUGGGAACUCAAACGUCUACACAAAAUGCUGACUUCAUUUUCUUUGGCUGUGCACCCAGAAGUGGGAUUGCUGGAUCAAUCAUAUGAUAGUUCUAUUUCUAAUGUAAAGUCAGUUGAGAAAUCUCUAUACUGUUUUCCAUAACGGCUUUGCCAAUUUACAUUUCCACCAGCCUUACAUAAAGAUUCUUGCCGUCCACAACCUAUACAACACUUAUCUCCUACCUUUUACCUGGCUAAUGACGUUUGAACACCUUUCCAUAGUCCUGCUGGCCAUUUGUAUGUCUUCCUUAGAAAUGUCUACUAAGUCCUCUGCCCAGUUUUAAUUGGAUGGCUUGGUUUUUGCUGUUGAUUUGGAUAAGUUUCUUAUAUAUUUUGGGGUGGCCAUGGUGAUACAUGGCAGUAGGCAAAUACCAAAGAGGAUGAGAGGUAGGAUUCCAAAUUUGAGUUCAGCAUCUGUGUCUAAGCUAUAUAGUAUAAUGAUUCAUGUAUGAAAGUAUAGAUGUAUAUAUAUAUGUGUGUGUGUAUAUAUAUUGUGAAUGAGAAUUUCAAAAAUGCCACAUGCAGCUGUGCAUGGGUUCAUGGGCUUUUAGUCCACAUGAUGUUGGCAUUUAGGGUACUGUUCUUUCUUUGUUGUGCACAGUCAUAUGUCUAACAGCACACUUGUCCUGCGCUUCCUAAAUCCCAGUAGCACCUCCAUCUACUAAAAUUUCUAAAGAUGAAUCUCCCGUUAGGUGAGAACAACUGUUUAGCAGAAACCUGUAUGAGUUAAAACUACACAGAGGAGUAGAGAUAACAUCAGUAACCCUGCACUAGUGUGUUCAGUCUCCCUUUCUUCUAGGCUACCAGGACUUAGGGUUAAGUAAUACACUAGCAGGUGAUGGGAUAUGCUUUCUGACCUCCUCCUCCUCCCCCUCCUCUUCCUCCUCCUCUUCUUCUUCCUCUUCCUCUUUCUCCUCCUCCUCUCCUCUUCCUCUUCCUCUUCCUCCUCUUCUUCCUCUCAGUGCAUGAUUAUGUAUACACGUGUAUGCAUGUAAUUAGUAUACACACAUACUGUGGUCAGAAGUCAACAUCAAGAUGUCUCAUCUUCCUCAAUUGCUUAUCCAACAUAUAUUUCAAAAAAAGGUUUAUCACUAAACGUGGAGCUUGCUGGUUUGCUAGAGUACCUAACCAGCAACCCCCAGGGACCAUGUUGUGUCCAGAACGCUGGGGUUACAGAUGCGCGCUAUGGCACCCAGCACUUACAGGGGUGCUGGGGGUCCAAACUCAGGUCCUCAUGCUUAGAUAAGCACUGUACCAACUGAACCAUUUCUCCAGCCCUGUUUUGUUUUCUUGUUCACACCAAAACUAUUCCUUUAGCGUGCUUUAGGGAGUUGUAUACAUGGUCACUCAUUAUUUUAAAUAACCAUGGAGAUGGUGAGGAAAGGAUGAUGCAUUUCAAGUGUGUGAGAGUAACUUUUGUGGGAGGCAGAGGCAGGUAAAUCUCUGAAAGUUUGAGGCCAGCCUGGUCUACAGAGCUAGGUCUAGGACAGCCAGGGCUACACAAAGAAACCCUGCCUUGAAAAACCAAACCAAACCAACUAACCAAAAAAAAAAAAACAAAAACAAAAACAAAAACAAAAACAAAAAACAAAAAACAAAAACAAAAACAAAAAAACCCACAUACACACCUGCUCCCCCCCCAAAAAAGAAAGAAAACAGAGCCAGGAUUGUUCUACAAAGAAACCCUGUCUCGAAAAGCCCACAAAGAGAUUAGCUUUUCAUCUUACAUGUUAUGACUAGUUAAAUUUCAUUAUUAUAAUAAAAAUGUUAACUCUAUCUACUUUCACUGUAUCACCAUCAUUCCUCCUUGGAGGCAAGGUCUUGCUUUGCUGGCCAGGAUAGCCUUGACCUCCAAGGCUCCAGGCUCGCUGUGUGUCAGCCUCCAGGAAGCUGGAUGGCUGGUAUGACCCCAGCACCCAGCCUUUGUCCAAGCUCCGGUUUGAUCAGACGUGAUCAAGCCCUGGCACAGAAGCUUCUCGCCGUUUUCUUGGUGCUGUUGUUUCAUGGGUUGAGGACGGACCUCUUGCAUCCUAAGCACAUCUGUGCCGGUGAACUGUGUCCUCAGAUCCUUGCCGUCACUCCGUAAUGAUGCCACUAUCUGCACAAAGAUAAGCAGACGGUGUGUUUACUGAUAGAAGUGCUGGGAGAUAUUCUGAAAUCCCUGAGCAUGCAGCUUCACAGAGUAGCCUUGGAAACCAUUCUGUGUCCUUUUCAGUCUUCAGAAAAUAAAAACUGAACCUUUAGUAUAAAGAAAGCAAGUCUAAAGGUGUGUGAUUCCUCACUGACUUCCUUUUCCCCGAGCUUUAGACAUGAUCUUACUCUGUAGCCCAUGGAAGCCUGGAACUCAUUGUGUGUCCUAGCCUGGUCUUCAACUCGUGCUGAUCCUCUUGUCUCAGCUUAAGCCACAAUAUUGGGCUCAUAUGAUUUAUUUCGAUAUGAAUCCACACUAGUACUGGUAAACUGUUUUCAUCUUUGUAAGACAAGCCUUGGUGUGUUGCCCGUAUUGGUCUUAAAUGGAUGAUUUCAGAGCUGCGAUUAUAGGUGUGCACCAUCAUGCCUAGCCCUGGUAUUGUAUUAGUGAGGUUUGGACUGUUAUGAUAAAUUAUUAUGCUAACUCCCACACAUUGUUCUUGUAAAAUAAGCUCAAUUUCUUAAGCAAGAGGUAGACUGGGGACAGGGGCUGGGAUACUUGCUUCUCUUUCAAGGGACUCAAACUCUGUUUGUGGCACCUACAUUAGAUGGCUCACAAUUGCCUGCAACUCCCGCUCCAAGGGGAUCUGACGCCUCGACCCUCUCUUUAGGAGCUGGCAUUUUUGUGCAUACACACAAUUAAAAAUACUAAAAGCAGGAUUCAUAUGCCCCCCCCCACUAAGUAACUGUGGGGCAACUCUGUUUAGCUCCCUAUGGUUCUAUAGACAUAGGCAGCUAAAGUACUGAGAAAGACCAUAUGUUUUCUGUGUGGAGUUGCUAGCUUUCUGGGUAAAGAACAUGCUUCCAACUGUGCGUGAGGAUAAGGGUGAAGGUCGUUUAUCACGAGGUGAGAACUGAUUUAUUUUUAUGAGAAAUUACUUUUAUUUUUUAUUAAAUUUUAUUUAUUUACACUCCAAAUGUUGUUCCCCCUCCCCCGUCCAAGUCCCCCCCUCCUAGAGUUCUUCACCCCAUUCCCCCUCUUUGGCUCUGAGAGGGUGCUCCCCCACCCACACAUCACACACCUACACCCACCUUCCCCCUGCCCCCCAGCAUUCCCCUUCCCUGGGGCAUCGAAUCCCUACAGGAUUAGGCACAUCUCCCACUGAGGCCAGACAAGGCAGUCCUCUGCUACAUAUGAGCCAGGGGCCACAGACCAGCUUGUGUAUGCAUUUUGGUUGGCAACUUAGUCUCUGGAUGCUCUGAGAAGUCCAGAUUGGUUGAUCCUAUUGUUUUUCCUAUGGGGUUGCAAUCUCCUUCAGCUCUUUCAGUCCUUCCCCUAACUUCUCCGUAGGAGUCCCCCAUCUCAGUCCAGUGGUUGGCUGUAAGUAUCUGUAUCAGUCAGCUGCUGGUGGAGUCUCUCAGAGGAUACCCAUGUUAGACUCCUGUCUGCAAGCACAACAUGGCAUCAGUAAUAGUGUCCAGGUUUGGAAAGGAUCCCUCCCAAGUUGGCUGGUCACUGAAUGGCCUUUCCUUCAGUCUCUGCUCCAUUUUUGUCCCUGCACCUCUUAAAUGACUUUUAAAAAGCUAUUACGGGCUGGAGAGAUGGCUCAGCAGUUAAGAGCACUGGUUACUCUUCCAGAGUUCCUGAGUACAAUUCACAGCACCCACAUAGUGGCUCACAACCGUCAGUAUAAUGAGAUCUGAUGCCCUCUUUUGGUGUGUCUGAAGACAGCUACAUAAAAUCAACAAUAAAUCUUAAAAAAAAAAGCUAUUACUGAUAUUUUCCUUCCUUCCCUCCCCACCUCUCUCCCUUCUUUCCCUUACCCCUCUCUCUUUUCUUCAUGAGACACAGUCUCACGUGUCCCAUGCUGUCCUCACUUGACUCUCUUGACUCCAUUCCUAGUGCCUUGCACUAGAGAUCGUAUGUGUCUGGUGUUAUUGAUAUGUUUAUUUUGAGAUUUUUUAAAAAAUGGGGUGUGUGCGUGCAUAUGUGUGUGUGUGUGUGUGUGUGUGUAUGUGUUCGUGAGUUUGUUUGCAUCACAUGCAUGCAGGAGCCCGUGGAGGCCAGGGAGGGGCACUGGAUACUCUCGAACGUCAGUUAUAACUAUCUUCCUAAGUAAUGGACUACAGGUUUCAGGCACCAACCAUGCUUGGGAAUGUGUGCAGUGCUCCCAGCCUUCACCUCUUCAGCAUUUCCACUGCGUUUCCAUAUCCUCCAUAUCCACCAGGAGAAAAUAUUGGGAAGAAGGGAGAAGGGAAGGGUAGGAAGUGGGGGUAUGCCCAAAAAACCUGAUACGCAUGUAGAGAAGUCUCUGUUAAACCCAGUACCAUAUUUUAUGGACAUAUAUCAAUAGAAUGGGGUUUGAUGUAGUCUUAGGAACCACUAUAGUGGAAUUGCUAUGAGUCAGAGGACUAAGCGUAAGCAGUCUCAAAGAUGCUAAUCUGCAGGUUUGCCAGCUCUGCUCUGUGCUGCCCUGGGCCGUGAGCUGACUUCUUUAAGCCUCUAUUUCCUCAUCUCUGAAUAAGAAGGUCAGGUUACCUCGAGCAUUAGGUGAUUUCUAUGCAAAGCGCCUAAUGUGGUGCCUGGCAUAGCACAAGAGCUUCUUACAAACAAUUUACAUACAACAUGUACAUACAACAUGCUCCAACAAUAAAGCUAAAGUAAACAUGGUACUAACUUAAAAUUUACUUCAACUAAGUAAUAGAACCAGCUGGAAAACUGAUAAUUAGAUUAAAAAUAAGCAAUAGUUUAUUUUAUGUGUUUUAUGUUGAUUAGUAUGUGCUUUAUGUUAAUUAGUAAAUGUAAAGAUAAUUAUUUCUGGUGAUGUCAGUGAUUUAAAGAUGAUGCUUUGGCCAUUUAUGUGGACAUGUUUGGUCAAAGCAAGAUGAAUUUUUCAUACCAAAGAGGCAGAAUUUCUGUUAAAUGGGUCAGUUUACCUGGCACCUGCCAGUACAGGAGAGAGGAGGCAGAUAGGAUUGAUGGAGACAGGGCUAUUAUACUUCAUCUAAUUGAACGCUUUAAUUUUUUGCAACUUAUUUAACAUAAAGGACUAUCGUUUUAAAGGUGACUAAAAUUAACUAUACAAAUAAGCAGAAAUUGCUUUAUAAAAAGAAAGCCUAAAAUGUUACUUUCUCUAGAAAACUCAUGGUCCAAUUUUAUUCUGACCAUAGGAAAAAAAGAAAGUUUCGGAUACAUUAAAAGAAACUCAGCUGUUGGUUUGGGAUGUUACAGCUGGAGCCACGCAGGCAGUGAGGACCAUCUGCUGAUACAGUUGACUUGCUACUACAUUGCGUUCUGUUCUCAGAGUGCUACAGUUACGUUCUAGAACAGUCCUUACAGCACCAGGGAUAACACUUCAAACCACUGGUUUUCUUCCAUUCUUUGGGCUUAUUUUUAUUCAGUUAAAAAAAUGUUUUUCGGGCUGGAGAGAUGGCUCAGCGGUUAAGAGCACCCGACUGCUCUUCCAGAGGUCGUGAGUUCAAUUCCCAGCAACCACAUGGUGGCUCACAACCAUCUGUAAAGAGAUCCGAUGCCCUCUUCUGGUAUAUCUGAAGAAAGCUACAGUGUACUUAUAUAUAAUAAAUAAAUAAAUCUUUAAAAAAAAUGUUUUUCAGUGCUGGGGAUCAAACCCAAGGCUCACACAUGCUAGGCAAAUGCCCUCUAGCUGCGGAGUUACUGCCCCAGCAAAGUUAUUUCUGUUCUCAAAGCCCACCUAAGAAGUUUCCCGGGAUGGUAUUGGCCACACCCUUGCGUGUCACACCCAGCAAACCUUCAGUGUACUUUACAGGCAGAGUAAGUCAAAAAAGUGUAAGUUGGUCAGCUUUCAGCAGGAAUUCUUGGUCCCAAACAGGAAGAGCACAGUUGGUUUGCUGUUGUUUUAAAGUACUUGCUUUAUUUCUUAAAUGGCGGAUGUAUGUGUGGGUAUGUGCACAUGAUUGGAGGCGUCCAAGAAGUACAGAUGUUAUAAGAGGUUGUGAAUCACAUGGGUCUUGAGAACUUGGGAGUCAUCCCUCCAGCCCUAUUGUGUUUUUGUUUUUGUUUUUGUUUUGGGAUAGGGUCCAAACUGUGUCACAGGCUGUCCUGAAAGUCAAUAUGAAGCUUAGACUGAUUUCAGCUCUUUCAACUUGCAAUGAUCUUCCUGCCUCAACCAUCCAAAUAACUGACAUUCAACGGUUAGCCACCAUGCCAGCCUCCUUUUCACGAUUUUGAUAAUGAAUUUGUUUGUUGAUGAUUUAUUUUGAGGAUAUUUUCCACAUCUUUGCUAGCAUUUUAGGUAACUUAUCUUGGUAUUUUUUUCCCAAAGUAAAUUAGUGCUCUAUUGACUUGGAAUAUUUAUAGUCUAUAGCUGUAUUUAUAGUUGAUUCACUAGGAGAAAAUUGGAAGACUUAAAUAUCUAUAACAAUGUAAUUGGGAGUCUGCCUUUUAAAAUAGAAAAUUUAAAUUCAUCUUUUGCAUUAUGGUGUUAAUAAUGGUGCUCUUGUCUGCGCUGUUUUCCAUGUUCAAAGUUUAUUAUUUUCCAUGCACUGUGCAAUCAGAAGUAAACUGGUAGGAAAAAAUGAAGACAUUGCUAACAGAUGUCUUAAAGUGUAGGUAUCCGGGGUUGGGGAUUUGGCUCAGUGGUAAAGCACUUGCCUAGCAAGCGCAAGGCCCUGGGUUCGGUCCCCAGCUCCGAAAAAAAAAAAAAAAGAAAAAAAAAGUGUAGGUAUCCAUAUGACUCAAAUGUCCCGUUACCCGUUUCUAUAAGAUGUUAUUGAUUAUUGACCAACAGGCACAAAGUGAAUGGGUUUCGGGGUUGAGGAUUUAGCUCAGUGGUAGAGCGCUUGCCUAGCAAGCGCAAGGCCCUGGGUUCGGUCCCCAGCUCCGAAAAAGAGAAAAAAAAAGUGAAUGGGUUUCUGCUGCUCCUCUGUCCUGGUUUGUUUUAUGUCUAUUUGACAUAAGCUAAAGUUGUCUGUGGUCCUAGGUUCUAAAAGAAAGCAGGUUGAGCAAGUCAGGAAGCAGCACUCCACCAUGGCCUCUGCCUCAAAUCCUGCCUCCAGGUUCCUGCUCCAGCUUCUUGCUUCUGUUUCCCUAACUGACCUCAACCCUCUCCUCUCUGGGUUGCUUUUGGUCAUGGUGCUUCACCACAGCAGUAGUGAUUCUAACCAAGGCAUCCUCUAAUGCAGUGGUUCUCAACCUUCCUAAAGCUUUGACCCUUUAAUUCAGUUCCUCAUGUGGCGAACCCAACCAUGAAAUUAUUUUGUUGUUACUUCAUAACUGUAAUUUUGCUACUCUUAUGAAUCAUAAAGUAAAUAUCUGAUACGCAAACCCCAAGCAGUUGGGACUCACAUAUCUAAUGGUAUAAUUUUAUUUUUUUCCAUUUGCAUCCUUACCAAUAACUUGGGAGGCUGAGUAAGGAGGGCUGCCAUGGGCCAAUGGCUAACCUGAGCUAUGCAACAAGCCCUCACAUCUAAAAACAAACAAAAUACCCCACAAGCUCCUCCAAAACCAAGAAAGAUACUAGCAUUUUUAUCCUUUGUUGUUAAAAGGUAAGGAAACAAAGGCAGGAAAGAUGUCUUAGAAUUCCAUUUCAUUUUUGGCUCUGUAAGCUCCCUAAGAAGGGGACUUUGUAGUGUGGUCUGUUCAAGAACUCUGUGAUGGAGCUGUGGCAAAAGCUGUGCUUGACAGAUUCACACUGCGUGGAAGGAAAAUGGUGGGGAUCGAGCUGUUAGCUCACCUCAGCGCAGACAUUUUUUUUUCCUAUGUUGUUUGUGGGAUACAUUUUUGUCUUAACUAUAAAUAGCACACAUUGUUUUAUUCUGCAGGUUUCCUCUUGUCUCUUUUUAGAAGCAAGCAGUCUAUAAAUCACGGAAAAAGAAGUGUCUCUUCUCUCGCCGUAGCUCAAGGCUUGUUUUUUGAGACAGGGUGUCUCUGUGCAGCCCUGGCUGUCCUGGGUUAUGCAGACCAGGUUGGCCUCAAAUCUCAGAGAACCGCCUGCCUCUGCCUCCUGAGUGCUGGAAUCAAAGGUGUGCACCUUGUAGCUCAGUGUUAAAGCCCAAAACAAUGUCCGCCUUAGACCAGCACCAUAAUUGGUGACUCAGCCAGUAAGAAAUGUUAUUUUUAAUUUUUUUGAUAUUCUUUAUUUUCCAUGCUGAGCAGGCUCCCCAUGAACCUAUGAGCUGCUUCUCAAAAGGAAGGCGUCUGAACAUGGCUUCUCAAAAGUGUUCAUUUGUUUGUCUCCUGUUUAACUCUUUCUCGGCCAAAGAAAAUUUGAUCUCUUUUAUGGCAGGGGCUGCUUUUACCUUUUAUUUCUUAUCUUUCUUUUUUCUCUAAAUCUUCUGGCCCCUGAAGGUUUUCAGAUACUCCAAGAUAGCUUUUCUUGGCUUGUACAGUGGGGUUUUCAAGCCUCAUUCUUCUGAAAACACCUUGGAGUUUGUCUUACCAUCAUGGAAAUUUUAUGUGGAGAAAGACCCAACCUAAGAUAACUUAGAAGAAGAUUACUGUCUUUGCAGAGGAUCUUAAGAUGUCCUUCUGGGUCAUUUGCUUUCCGAUAUUGCCAGAUUGUCCCUUAUCCCAGUGAAAACAGAUAUAGGAGACUGUACUGUAAUUAGCUAAUUCUGUCACUCCUGCCAAGACAGUGACGGUUCCUCACUGUGAACACGUUCUGCUGCCAACAGCUCGAUUGGAACAUUGUGUUUAUUUAUGAGGGGAUCUGAGUGCGAACAAUUUGGCUUCAAGAUUAAAUGAGGGAAUAGGUUAUAUUGAUAAACCUGAUGUAAUAUUAGUCUUUUAAAGGAAAAUUACAGUCACAAAAAAAGGAGCUCACAUGUAAAGUAUUGAACAUCACAGAAGUGGAAAACUCUCCUUAUUUUAUGAGAGUUCCUUACUUUCAUUCCUCUUGCCUUUGUGAAAGCAGACAGAUGUACUGGAGCCAACCUAGCUUGGUGUGACAACAGCAGAUUGGAGCACAGUGCAGAGCUAGGCGUACAGAUAGGCAGUCCGGGUCAGGGGUAUUUAGUAUAUGCGAGGAACUUUGAUGGGCUCUAGUGGGACACAAAGCACAUUCAUGAGGAUAUGCAUGCAUAAACAUCCCUAAGUCAUACAUCAAUAAGGAUAUGCAGAGCUGGACGUGCUGGUGCACACCUGCAAUUCCAGCACUUGGUAGGUAGAACAUGACAGUCAGGAGUUGAAGGCCUCCUUAGUUAUAAUGACCCAGAGUUCAAGGCCAGCCUGAGGCCCUGUCUCAAAACAUCAAAAAGAAAACCAUAUAUAUGUAUAUGUGUAUGUGUAUGUGUAUGUGUGUGUGUGUGUGUGUAUACAUAUAUACAUAUACAUACAUAUAUAUACAUAUACAUAUAUAUAUUAGAAUGGGACUAGAUCAGUGAAUCACAGAGACAGAAGAGUGCUUGCUUUGCAGCACACUUACUAAAAUUGGAACAACACAGAGAGAAGAUUAGUGUGGCCCCUGAGCAAAGAAUGACACAGCUCUGAGAAGUGUUCCAUAUUUUUUUGAGUUUCAAAUAAAACUUAUCUGACAUUUUAACUCCACAGUGUAUUUUGCUGAUAGGAUUUAAAAUAAUAGAUAUUUCAUCAAAGCCAUUAUUAGGUUUUUUUUUUGAAAUGUCAUUAUGAAGUUCAGUGUUUUUCUCCGGUUUUGUUUUUAAUCUAAACCGACUUUUCACAUUUUGGAUUAAAGUGCUCGAAGGUCUGUAACAGGAAGCAGAAUGAGCUGGACGCUGAGCAGGAUUUUCAAUAACAAGGGAGGGGUAGGAGGGGCCAAUGGGCAUCAGUUAGAAAAUCAGAACUUUGGGGAACAGAGGAAACCCCGAGUCCUGAAUGGAUCCGAGUUGUUAUCAUGGGCGUGGCCAUGUAAACGACCGAAGUGGACCUCAGACCUGUGGUAAAGCCUAACCCUUGGGUGAGGCUUAAUGAUGGUAAAACCUUCUAGAGUGCACGUGUGGAUGUUGAUAGUGUGGUGGGACGAAAAUGUCCACUGUGGCUUUCUUCUUCAGGGUGUUUUUGACUUGAACACUGCUCCCUUACAGAAACUGCUCCUGCUGAUAUUAGCUAGACCCACCCUUUUGGUCAGCUGUAUACCAUGAACCCCGCCUCCUUGGUCAGCUGUAUACCAUGAACCCCGCCUCCUUGGUCAGCUGUAUACCAUGAACCCCGCCUCCUUGGUCAGCUGUAUAUCAUGAACACUCAGAUCUUCCCGGAUCCUGCAGCUUUUCCAGGAGCCUAGACCUCCUGAUCCCAGUUUUUCUAGGUCCAUGUGUCUGGACCUGUCAUUUCUGUACUCGAUCCCCGCCUCAUCAGGUCAGGUGUGUGGCACCCGCCAUGUAAUGCUGCACAGAGAGUGGAAGCCUGUGUGGAAGCUUGUGGGCUGUUCCCGCCUGGAGUCCCAAUUACUAGAGACGCUCCAUUUACUCAUUGGAAUGCAGGAGUUUGAGGCUACCCUGGGCAGCAUCCCAAGAACCCAUCUCAAAAAUAAAAUCAGAUAUAAAACUUAAGUUGAUUCUACAAAAGGAGUAUCAUUCUAACGAGGAAAGAAGGUGGGGUGCGAUCGUAAGUUAGACAUGGCUGCUUGCAUUACUGACAUCGAUUUUGUGUAAGGAUAAAGGAGAGUAUAAGGUUAACUUGUAUUGGAAUAUAUAAUCAUUAUUGAAGUGAUAAGGGUUUGUGUAGUAUUUUCAUGUGCGUACUUGAGUCCCAUUGCAUUCAUGCCCCUGUAUGAUUUCCUUUGGAAAGACUGGGAUUUGAAGGUGUUGCCCCUUAACAAGCAGUGUAACCUGGACCCAUCCCUAGUAUUACUGACUUCUCAGUCGCGUGCGUCAUGCACUACAUCCAGUGAGUUGUUUUCAGGGCUGCUGCACCGGUCGGUGCUGCCUCGUUCUGGAGACAGCCGUCAUCCAGGUGAGCUCUUGUCAGUUCUUUCUGCAGAGCCAGCAGAAAAUAGCACAUGGCAGCCACAAGGCACUACAACUCGAAAUUGUCGCCGUUGCACAGAACCUCCAGUGUAUGAACCUAUGAGAAUAGCUCCCCUUCUCUCUCUCUCUUGAGAAGAUGGUGUCUUGCUAUGUAACCUAGGCUGUGCCCCACAUGCCUGGCUUUACGGUGUGAGUUUAUUCUAAGACGAUGUCCAUUCAUAAGAACAGAGACAGGACUGGCAUGACCCACACUCUGAAAUUCCAUAGUCACACAUUAAUGAUAAACCUGUAAGUUGCAUAGACCUGUGUGGUACAGGUUAUUUUAAGAAAGAAAUUUACAGGACUCAUAAAACAUAGUAAUUUUCUAGCCUCUCAUGUGGUCCCUUCAGGAUAAAAGCUGACCAGUGGACUCAUAAGUAAGCCAGUUAAAACCUUCCUUUUAACUCUAGAAUUCUCAGUUGGAAAAUAAAAGCUAUCGUCUAUCAAAUUAACUGUAAUUAGGUGUGUGAGUAAGAGCGAUAACAUGUGGAUGUUGUUCUGGAUCUCUUAAAGGCAUGCUACAUAGGAAUUAUAGCUGAGGCUGUUGUAACUGAGCCUCAAUGCAGUAACGUCCUUAAGUACAGUAUGACAAGGAACCUACAGCCUAAACACUGGGCUCUUCCGUGCCUCAUGUCAUUUGGUCUUUUGUGUAGACUAGGGUUUUUUUUGUUUUCUUUUGUUUUCUUUUGUUUUUUGACAUAGGGUUUCUCUAUGUAGCCCUGCCUGCCCUGGAAUUCACACUCUGUAGACCAGGCUGGCCCACUGCUUCCGCCUCCCAAGCGCUGGGAUUAAAGGUGUGUGCCACCACUGCCAGGCCAGACUAUGAUUUUUUUUUUUCUGGAGGAAAUAUGAAUCGCUUUGGAACUCCUUCUUUGCAGAAUUAUCAUACAGUGAUAAUAUUAUAUUGAUUUGUCCAAAUCCACAUAAUUUCUGACAGCCAGCCAUGAUUACUAAUAAAAGCCACACAUUUUCUAGUGUAGUACUUAAGGGGUGGGCUGAUGGGCACUUUUUUUUUUUUCGGAGCUAGGGACCGAACCCAGGGCCUUGUGCUUGCUAGGCAAGCGCUCUAACACUGAGCUAAAUCCCCAACCCCUGAUGGGCACUUUUUAAAUUAGGUAGAUCUCUGCUAGCCCUGCCCCUCUAUCUGCUUGUUUGCUUGUUUGCAAAGGUUUAUUUUCACUCCCAGUUCUAGAGACUCCAGUCUAUUGGCCGUGUUGCUUUCCGGCCACGUAGUGCUAGCAAUCAGGACUAGGGGGACUGUAUGGUGGAGGCCGCUCCUCUCCAAGUAGCUGGGAAGGGGGAAAAGCAAAAUAGUUCUAGUUCUUUAAAUACUUUCUGAGAUUUUUUUUUUGUUAACCUCAGUUAUUUGAAAAGUUUUCUUAUUAGAGUAUAUUAAUAUUAAUCAAAUGGUGAUUUUUACUAGGCCAGUGUUGACACUUGUGGCUCCAGGUCCUCAGGCUAGGUAGCAAGCACCUUUACCCACGAGCCAACUUGCAGGCCCUUGAUACUUCUUUUGAGUCUUGAUUGAAGAAUCUGUGAUUGAUUCUUUUAGACAUCAUUAGCUAGCCUACCUAAAUUUUUCCAUUGUAGGGUGAGUUAUAAUAUUGCACUGCCAUGAGUUUAUUCAUCAUCUCUUUUUUUCGUUUUGUUUUGUGUAGUCCUUGAUUGGUCUGGUACUCAUUGUGUAGACCAGGCUGGCCAUGAACUCACAGAAAUUCGCCUUCCAGCCGGCCUCCCUAAAGGAGUGUGCCAUCCAUCCCAUCCAGAUCAUCCAUCCACCCUUAAGUACAAGACGUCUUUUGUGGUUAUCAUGUCAGUAUAGAAUAGGAUUUCUUUUCUCUUAUGUUUGUUUGCUUUAAGGCAAGGUUGUUCUGUUCCUCCAGGCUCUCUUCUCCUUUCUUUGGUUUGCUAACGUAUGAAUUUGCCUUUUCAUGCUCUUAGUUACUUCAUAGAAAUGGAAUCAGACAUUUUUAUCCCAGGUUUCCAUGUGUUUUCAAGGUCUCUCCAUGUUGUACACUCAUCAGGGGUUCCUCUCUCUCCUUCACUCCGUCAUUCCUCCUGCUCCCACCAUUCGUUCAUUAACUAUCAACUGAGAGGCCUGCAGGUCUCAACCUUCCUGCAAUCCUCCUGCUUCAGCCUCCUGAGUUGGUGGGAUUGCAGACAUGAUCUACCAUGCCCAGCUUCUGGUUCUAGGCAAGCACUCUACCAGAACUACACCCUCACCUCGUAAUGCUGCUUUUAGGCACUGGUCUGAGCCCUGUUUUCAGUUCUUUUGGGUAUAUGUAGGAGUAAAAUUACAGUCUUACACGAUGACUUUAUGCCUAACAUUCAAAAAAACGCCAACCCUUCCACAGCAGUACACAUUUUAAUAGGAGAGUUCAGAACCUUAAUUUUAAUCAUUUUUUAGACAAGGUCUCAGGUAGCACAAACUGGCCUUACACUGACUGUGUAACUCAGGAUAACCUUGAACUUCUUUCUACUCCUCUUGAGUCCACCUACCAAGUGCUGGAAUUACAGGUGUGUGCCAUCAUGCCCAGUUACACGGGGCUGAGGUCAAGCCCAGAGCUCCAUCUGUGUUAAACACGCACUUUACCAAUCCUAGAAUCUUAGAGUUUUGUUUUUUGUUUUUCAAGACAGAUUUUCUGUGUGUAGCCCUGGCUGUCCUGGACUUUGCUCUGUUGACCAGGCUGGCCUCAAACUCAGAGCUUCACCUGCUUUUGCCUCCCAAGUGCUGGGAUUAAAGGAGUAUGCCACCCCUGCCUGGCAGAAUCUUAAGUUUUUAAAUGUCAAUUAUUUUAAGAUAAGAACUGUCUUAGGAUUUCACAAAUUCCGUCUGGAGACAAUAGCAUUUCUAGAGUUGCCCUUUUAGAAUUUUCUUUUUCAUCUCUAGAUGUAAAACAUUCAAUACUGAUUUCUUGGGCAUACAUUCACUGAGAAGCUAGAGAGAUUUUUACAUUCCUGCCGCACGUGAGACAUGCUAAAAAUAGAUCAUGCCACUUUCCAAACGAGUUAACACUCAGGGCUCCCAAGCAGCCUCAAACUCACACCAUGACGAAACACUGGAGUUUUCUUUUCCUUAUUUAAAAUUUUUUUUCUAAAAUUUUAUCUAUUUUGUAUAUGUUGGCAGGGGGCAUGAAUGCUGUGUCCCUAGUGUGGAAGUCAAGAGGAAGGCUACUCUUUUCUGUUCCCCAUGUAGGUUCUGGGGAUCAAACUCAGGUUGUCAGGGUUAGCCCAAGCCACUUUACCUGCAAGGCCAGCUUGUUGACUUUAGAUUUUUAUCUCCUACAAAAUGCUUACGUUCCUAAGUGUAAACUAUAGUGGUUUUCCAAAGUUAGAUCUGUGUUGUAUGCAGUCUGUUAUCAGUAUCAUGGUUUGAAAUAAAUAACUGUGAGUUGGGCAUGCUGGUACACUCUAGAAUCCCAGCACUUGGCAAGACUGAUGUAGAGGUAGGCUUGUGAGCUCAAGGCUAGCCUGGGCUGUGUAGCAAGGAUCUGUUUAGGUUGGGGAAGAGAUGGUACAGGAAGGGAGCGGGCAUGGAGUGAUGAGGGAAACAAGAAUAGGACAUGGAGAAGAAGAGAGGAGGCUGAAGGGAGGCAAAAUGGGGAGAGACAGAGAUCGCUAAAUAGGAAAAACAGAUAGCAUUGAUAAAUGGGAAAAAUGAAAAUAGUUUAGGACCCCAGCUCCAUUGCCAACUAAGCACUACAAGCCAUUAUCCAAUUUAAUCCCCUCAGUAACCCAUAUGGAGUAAAAGUUCUUACUCUGUUGUGCAGGUGAGAAACGAUGCACACAAAGAUGUUAUUGUCUAAAGUCAGGUCAAGUAAAAUGUAGCAGGCCUGCAUUUGAUUCUUUUUUUUUUGUUUCUUUUUUUCCGGAGCUGGGGACCGAACCCAGGGCCUUGCGGUUGCUAGGCAAGCGCUCUACCACUGAGCUAAAUCCCUAGCCCCCUGCAUUUGAUUCUUUAAGUUUAUUUAGUCACACUUGCUGGUCCUGAUGAAGACAAUAUCUUCAAUCCUGUGUGGAGUUCACCCCAGAGAUGAGCCCAGUACAGUUGACAUUGCAGGGACACAUUGUUUUAAAAAGGCAGCUGGAAUUCAUUACGACCCUGUGAAGGCUGCUCAUUCGCAUCUCUGAGCUUUAAUAAAGUCACCAUCUUCUCAGUAUUCUAGGGACCAGCAACUCCUAUAUGAGGCAGUGAUAAUUAGAAGGUCCUGAGUGAAACUCACUACGACACUUGCCGUUUGCCUUUUGUUAUGGAUUCUGUAGUGACUCUCCCCUACUCCCUUGAAACUUGGUGCUUUUAUAAAAAUGCCUGUUAAAUAAGAUAAUGGGAAUUGCUACUGGUUCUGUGGUGGUUGAUCUCUGCUCCCCCAGUUUCCAUACAUGAAUUUGUGUAUGUUUUCAUGAGUGUGUGAAAGUGAUGAAGCACGGUGAUAGAAGGCAUGGGGUUUGGUGUCAGACCGACCUGAAGUUGUCCCUGGCUUUAGGAUUACUUGUGUCUAUUUAGGCAAGGCACUGAACUUCUGAACUUCUCAAACCUCGAGUUGCUGGUCAGGAAACUACUUUAACUUGUGGUCAAAUGCUUACUUGUGGCUUUUCUUUACACAGUCUUAGCUACCUGUAAUCAACUGCAUACAAAAAUAAUAAAUGGCGUUUCGGAAAUGAUGACCCACAUGCUGCUCUGAGUUGUGUGAUGGACUCUCACACCAUCUGCCUAGGAUGGGACUCAUCAUGGGUGCAUCACACACGUCUAGGCAGCAUGUGCUCCCCACCUGACAGUCAUACAAUGCCUAUCUUGGUUAUCAGGGUAAGAGAAACCUGGAGUUCUUGACUUAAAAAGAAAGAAAAAAUAAUACGUUGAACGUGCUAAUAAUAUACAAUACACCAUUUUGGGAGAUGACAAUUCAUAUUACUCGUGUGUGUGUGUGUGUGUGUGUGUGUGUGUGUGUGUGUGUGUGUGUGUUUUGAGACUGAGUCUCACUGUGCAGUCCUGGUUUACCCGGAGCUUGAUUCGUAGACCAGGCUGACCUUGAACUAUCAGAGAUCUGCCUGCCUUCUGAGGACUUGGACUGAAGACGUGCACUACCAUGCUCAGCUAUUCACAUGACUUAUUAUAGUAUAAUUAUACCAUAUUAUUCAGAAAUAAUAACCCACAUGCUAUUCAUGUCUGGACACACACACACGCACACAUACACACACACACACACACACACACACACACACACACACACACACUGUGAAUGUCAUUUCCCCGAAUGAUCUAUUGUAUGUUUUAUUUAAUCUCUGCUCUGCUUAAAUAAUACAUUGGACUUUUUAUUAUAGUUGUAUGAAUAAAAAAUGUAGCAUACAUAGGAUUUAGUGUCAUCCCUGCUUUCGGGUGUAUUCCUAGGGCUAAGGUUAGACUUCCUGCCCUAGGAGGGAGGGACUGCUGUGACGUUGACCCACAGCACUGCUGGGGGCUAAAACGACACAUUUGAUUUGGUAAAAUAAGUUCAGGAAUCAUUCAUAGUUAACAUCCCCCCCAUUUCUUGUAGAAGAUUUGAUCAAAGGACUAAAAGAUUGUGGUUUUUUAGGAUACAAAAUGGUAAUUUGUACUAUUCUACUUAUGCACAUCAGUGGCUAACAUAGAGGCAGUGACUGAGGUAAAGUAAAUCAAAUAGAUGGAGUGUGCAUCAGUGAUUACAUCAUGUCCGAACUGCCAAAGCCCAAAGGGAUUGCUGUGUACAGCACCUCACUAAGGUAUGCAGAUGAUUCUUUUCAAAUUGUAUGUACAUGGGUGCUCUAGCUGCUCUGUCUGGUAUCUGCUCUAUCUGUUCUGUGUGCAGAAGAGGGCAUCAGAUCCCAUUACAGAUGGUUGUGAGCCACCAUGUGGCUGCUGGGAUUUGAACUUAGGACCUCUGGAAGAGAAGCCUGUGCUCUUAACCACUGAGCCAUCUCUCCAGUCCAAAAACAAAUGUUUGUGAAUAAUAAAAAUAUACUUAAGGGUCUGGGUGUAACACAGUCUGUGGAGUGCUUGCCUAGCAUGCAUGCAGUCCUGGGUUCAGUCCCCAGCACCACAUAAAACAGGGCAUGGUGAUAAGGAUCUCAAAUCACAGUGCUCAGAAGGGGGAUGCAAGGCCACAGACAUUCUUGACUGUAUACUGAGUUGAAUGCCAGUCCUGUCUCAGGAAAAAGAAUGUAUAUAUUUUAAACUCUGCUAUGACUAAAGGGAUUCCUUGUGGGAAUGAGUCAGACCUAAAGGUUAGUAGCAGCGGUCUUGCUAAUUUUAGAUAGAUAUCAUGCUGUGUGAAUAACAAGCUACAAAGACCUAAUAGAUGCCCGGAUUGUCGUUAUCAAGUAAAGUAUAACUGAACUUGAAGCGUUUACCCCGUGGCUCCAUUCCAAUGGCAGGAUAAGAUAUUUAAAGUGCAAAUGCAAAGCAGUUUAUAUAAGUGAUUGUAUUCUCUGUGACAUUUUACAUCUUAGCUAAGCUUCAUACUUUAAUAAUCAACUGAAAGGUAGGAAAUAAUUUAAUAGAAAAAGAAGAAAGUUGUUGUAUCUCAAUAUGAGUAUUUCUAUUUUUUUUUCUUUUUUUCAGAGCUGGGGACCGAACCCAGGGCCUCUAGGCAAGUGCUCUACCACUGAGCUAAAUCCCCAACUGAGUAUUUCUAUUUUUAAGCUCCCUUUCCAGUGGGUACUGCUUUGGGAUGAAAAUAAUAAGAUAUCCUUUCAUUUAGAUAUAAACAUUGCGGGGUUGGAUGGCUUAGGACCAGGUAGGCACUUUGCUUAUACAGUAGACACAGCUUCCUUCUCUCAUGAAGUGAGGAGGGAUGGAUACAAAGCAAUGGCCAAAAUCCUCUACAGUAAUGGAGGAAAUUUGUCUUGAGAGCUGUGGGACUGGGGCAAGGAUGUUUAUUACAUAGCUAAAGGCGUGGGGUGGGGGUUGGGGACUAGGUUGAACUAUGUGAAUGCCAGGAUUUUGCUGUCUAUUAGGUCUUCAGAGCUGUUAUUCAUACAGCGUGAUGAUCUGCCUAUCUAAAUUGGCGAGAUCUCGGCUUAGGUCUGACUCACACUCACAAGGAAUUCCUUUGCUCAUGAUACAUACUUUAAAUAUAUAUGAGCAUAGUCUUUUCUCAACAAUUUCCCCAGCCUGCCUGUCUAAAACAGAUCAGCUAUUCACCAGCUGUAGGCUGCUUAGUGUGAACUCAGUCCAUCAGCCAGCUGCCUCUGCCUACCUGACAUGCAUUUUGCUAAUGAGGUAUUGAAAGGUGACAGAGGGAAAAGAUCAUUUUAUGCUUAAGAUGAUGAAGUUGCAGCUUGAAGUGGGCGUUGAAGUAGCAGCUUCAGGAAGGAGUCUGGAAGGUGACAAAGAGCCCAGCUAAAGAUGAGAGCAGAAGAGUAAAGUUGGAAGGAAGGACUCAUUAAAGGGAGGUAGACAAGUAGGGGCGUGUGUGUGUGCGCGCGUGUGUGUGCAUGCAUGUGUGUGUGGUGUAUGUGUGUGUGUGUGUGCGCUGUGUGUGCGUGUGUGUGCGUGCGCGCGUGUGCGUGCGUGUGUGUGGUGUGUGUGCGUGUGGUGUGUGUGUGUGCGUGUGUGUGUGGUGUAUGUGUGUGUGUGGUGUGUGUGUGGUGUGUGUGUGGUGUGUGUGUGUCGUGUGUGUGUGUGUCGUGUGUGUGUGUGUGUGUGUGCGCGCACGCGUGUGUGCACGUGCCCAUGGGGUGUGUGUGUACAUGUGUGUGUGAAAGACUAAAGAGGGGUAUCAACUGAGAUAAGCUGGCAUUAUAGAGAACAGCAAUAUGGGUUAUGUAGCUGGCAAGUUGGAUUUUUCAGAGGUUAGCUGAGCUUUAGGACAGCUUCUGAGUGUUUGCUCAAUUGUUAAUAGGAAGAAUGCACUGGGGUCGCCUUCUCUUGCUCUUUUAAUUUGGCCUUAUACCAGGAUUAAGUGUUCUGCAAACAGAAGGUGUUCACAUUGCUAACGGUAUACCCUAUAGACAUUUAUAAAUGUGCUCAACAAUUAAAAUAUUUCUGCUUUAAACACUGGCUGUCCAUGAGUAGAACACAUGGAAUCCAAUGUUCUUUUCCCUCCCUGUGGGGGAAAUGCUUAAGUAUAAGAAACAUAAGUCUGAUACUUCAGUUGAUAAUUAAAAUUAUGGUGUCAGUCCGAUGUACCAUACUGUUGGGAUCUGCUUUUGGAAGGAACAGAUGGUAAUUGAUUCUGUUGUUCCAGAUCUGUGACGACCAAAGGCUGUCAAAGCCCAUUGCCCACUUGCUGUCCUUGUCACUUGUAAAACAGCGAGGUAGCAAAGGAUAAAAAAGAUGUCAGGGAACUGGCCCAGCAUCGCUAGUGCUCUGUUUCUUCCACCGGGGCAAACCUGCCAAGCUGGAUUUGUUUUCUGGUCUUUCAAAUGAGAACAGUAGUGUCUCCUUUACUCAUGGAGACAUGGACUGCGAGAGGGGAUAAUAUAGUUUAUCUAAGCACAUUUUUAGCUACCAAACAGAAUAGUUUUAAAAAGUCUUGGACUCAGGGGCUAGGGAGAUAGCUCAGCAUUAAGAGCACUGGCUGCUCUUGCAGAAGACCCAGGCUUGGCUCCCAGCACCUUCAUGGCAGCUCACAAUUAUCUUUACUCUAGUCUCUUCGGACUUCUGAGGGCACCAGGCAUGCAUACGGUGCAUUACAUGCACAUGCAGAAUUAACAUUUAUGCGCACAAAAUGACAUUUGCUUAUUGGUUUCUUUUACAUAUUCACUUUACAUCAUGCUCACUGUCCCCCUCCCCAUCACCUCUCCUACAAUCCUUCCCUCAUCUUCCCCCCUUCUCCUCUGAACAGAUUCCCUCCUCCCCCGCAAGAUAUCCCCCUGCCCUGGCACAUCAACUCUCUGCAAGGCUAGGUGCAUUCUUCCACUGCGGUCAGACAAGACAAUCCAGCUAGAAGAACGUAUCCCACAGACAGGCAACAGCUUUUGGAACAGCCCCUGCUCCUGUUGUUGGUGAAACCACAUGAAGACCAAGCUGCACAUCUGCUACACAUGUGCAGGGAAGCCUAGGUCUAGCCCAUUGGAUGUUUUUUGGUUAGUAGUUCAGUCUCUGAGAGCCCCAAGGGUCCAGGUGAGUUGACUCUUUUGGUCUUCUUAUAGAGUGUCUAGCCCUCUGGGGCUCACAAUCCUUCCUCCUAUUCUUUGAUAAGAGCCCCCAAGCUCCAGCUACUGUUUGGUUGUCAGACAGAUGUCUGCAUCUGUCUGAGUCAGCUGCUGGGUGGAGCCUCUCAGGACAGCCAUUCUAUACUCCUGUUGGCAAGUAUAACAGAAUAUGAUGAUCAAUAGUCAGGGAUUAGUGCUUACCCAUGAGAUGAGUCUCCAGGUGGACCAGUUAUUGGUUGGCCAUUCCCUCUGUCUCUGCUCCAUACUCUGUCCCUGCAUUUCUUGUAGUCAGGGUAAAUGUUGGGUCAAAAUUUUUGAGGAUGGAUUUUGGUGUCCCUAGGAAGUGACCUCUUCAGGUCCCAUAUCCCCAAUGCUGUGAGUCACACUUAAGGAUACCCCCAUUGGCUCUUGGGUGCCUCCCUUCUCAUAGCUCUCUGUCUUGUCCUGAAGAUGCCCCUACCCCCAGCCCCUGGGAGUUGUAGAUUUCCAUUCAUUCUCAUGGACACCAUCGCACAAAGACACUUGCUCAACUGUGUUAAUAGCAUCUUUAUUCCUUUAGCCAGAGAUUAGACACAACCUAGAUGUCUCUCAACUGAUAAAAAAAAAGUGGUAAUCUAUACAAUGGAAUACAAUUCAGCUAUUAAAAGCAAAGAUAUUAUGAAUUUUGCAAGCAAAUGGAUGGAUCUUGAGAAUAUCAUCCUGAGGUGAGAUAACCUAAUCCUAAAAGGACAUGCAUGGUGUGUACUCACUUAUAAAUGAAUACUGGCCAUAAAGUACAGGAUACCCAUGCUGCAGUCUACAGACCCAAAGAAGCUGAACAAGAAGGCAGGCACAAGCAAGGAUGCUGUUAAGUUGCUGGACAGCCUGAACGUGUGGGUCAUGUGGACUUACCAUAAGGACACCCAGGGUUGCCAUCCCAGGAGUAGGAAUGGCUUCUCAGGACUGUUGUCACUUUAUUCCUUAAGAGAUGCAGGUAAAGGGGCAAAGGCUUUAGGGACCAGGUGUGUCUUAUGUACGAAUGCAGGAGGAUGGUUCUUAGGCAUCUGUAGUCAGUCUUCUCAACUAGAAAACAACAUUGCUAGUAGCUGUCUGCACCAUCUGCAGAUUAGUUUGUUGGUUGCCUCGUUCUCAUAACAAAGGCCCGGCUGGGCUGGAACUCUGUAUAAACCUGGCUGCAAACCUUCAAAGAUCCUCCUGCCUCCUAACACCAGCCAUGUGCCACGUGCCUGGAUUUUUUUAAAAAAGAAUUUAGUAUUGCCUGGUGGUGGUGGCCACACCAUUAAUCCCAGCACUUGGGAGGCAAAAUCAGGCAGAUCUCUGAGUCUGAGACCUAGUCUAUAGAGCAAGUUCCAGGACAGCCAGGACCACACAGAGAAACCCUGCCUCAAACAAACACCCCCCACCCCCAAGCCAGAAAUCUGCAAAAUUUAAGUACUGCUUUGAUUAUACAUGAACACAGUGCGAGAUUUAAUUUUUGUGAAAGUUAGUUGAUUAUUUCUAAAUUACAAUAGGCUUUUAAAAUGUGAGCUAUGGGUUGUGGCUGUAGCUCAUUUAGGGCCCUAGCCUGGAAUACAUAGAUAGAAAAGUUAGAGUUGAACAGAGUUUGAAAGGAGAGGGAUAGACACUGCCAUCAACCCAAGAGGAAAAUGCGUUAACAAUACAGUUACUGAUAUGUAAUUUAAAACUGUUUCCUAUGGGGAUAAAACGAUAGAUGGCCCUAGAUGCAAUAGUCAGAACCUGAGCAAUUUGUUAAAUCAGAAGUUUUUGAGGCUGUUAGCUGCUAAAUGCUGCAAGAUAAAACAACUUUUAAUAUAAUUUUUCCUUCAUUUAUGUGCGUGCAUGCCUAAGGAAGCCAGAAGAGGACACUGGGUCCCCUGGAACUAGAGUUAUAGGUGGCUGUGAGUCAUGUGAUGUGGGUACUGGGAACAAAACCCGGGGUCCUCUGAGAGCACACACACACACACACACACACACACUCACACACACAUACACACACACUCACACACACAUACACACACACUCACACACACAGACACACACACACAGACACACAAACACACACACACAGACACACAGACACACACACACAUACACACAGACACACACACACAUUACACACACACACACUCACACACACACACACACAAACAUCUGGCCCAGACAUGGUAGCACAUGUCUUUAAUCCCAGCACUCAGGAGGCAGAGGCAGGUGUAUAUCUGUGAGUUCAAGGUCAGCCUGGUCUACAAAGGGAGUUCCAGGACAUCCAGGGUUACUUAGAGAGAACCUUUCUCAAAAAAAAUUUUUUUUUCAUAGACUAAGGAGCUGAAAUCAGUGAAGAGGAUAUUCUUUUAACAUAACUUAUUCUAUUCACUCCAUUUCUUUUUGAUACAAGGUCUUGUAUACCCUAGGCUGGCCUCAACUCAAUAUGUAGUUGGGGAUAACCUUGAACUAUGAUUCUCCUGCUUUUACCUCUCAAGUGCUAGGAGUAUAUGUGAACUAUAUUAUUUAUGUGGUCUUGUGGAUCAAACACAGGUUUCUUGUGUCCUAAGCAAGUACCCUAUAAAGAAGUUACAUCCCUGGCCUCCUCUCACCCCUCUUCUCUUUCCUUCUAGACUGGAUGUGAGAUUUAUUACUGAGCAUGAAUGUGGGGGGCAGAACUCAGUACAGUGGAAGCCUGCAGGAGCGCAGGUCUUAGGGACCAUGGUGGGGAUAUAUUUGACCCCAGAGCCAUGGAGCAUGAGCUUCUUCUCAGCUCUCAUGUCCAACUGAUCUGCAUUUAACGUGGUGAACCCCUACUUCUUUGACAUGUAGAUCUUCUGGUAGUCAGAAAACUUGACUUGGCUCUCCACAGGGCCUCAAUUACAUGUUCCUUAUUCUGUCGUUUGGUGGGGAUGGACAUAGUGACCUGGCCAAUGUGAACUCUGGACCCUUAGGCUUUCCAAUAUCACCCUGAAUACCUGUCUGGAGCUGACACUUAGGACAGCACUGAGAUCAGAGACAUGAAUAGCCACAAGAAAAUCCUCUCCAAGGCCCCUUAGGGCAGAGCAUGAGUGACAGGCUGGAAUACCACCAAGGAGGCUGCUGUUUGCACACCAGGACUGCAUGAGGGAAGGAACCUGGUCAGUUUAUUGGCUCCAGGUUUCUUUUGAAGUGGUCUCAUCUGUGACCCAGGUGGAACUCAAACCCAGUCUCCCUGCUUCAGCCUUUUGAGUGCUCGGUUUAAAGGCUCGAACCCACGUGCCUGUGCUGCUAUUGCUUUUUAACCAGGCUGUCACAGCUACUAAAUGUUUCCUAUAAACCACAUUGUUUAUGUCCUUGGGUACUGACUUAUGUAGCACUGGAGAGAUGGUAUGCAUUUAAAACAAGUAUAUUUUAGAGGCUGGAGAGAUGUGUAAGUGAUUAGGAGCACACAAUGCUCUUCUAGAGGACCUGAGUUCAGUUCCCAGCACCCAUGUCAGGUGACUCCCAAAAGGCCUGUAACUCUAUCUAGCUCUGGGGUAUCUAUUUGAUGUUCUCUCCUCAACUCCAUUCUCUUGAACAAGUACAUACACAUGCACAAUUAAAAAUACUAGAUCAAUGGAUCAACAGCCAAGAGCACUCUUGGCUCUUCUAGAGCUGUUCUGUUCCCAGCACCUAUAUGGUGGGUCACAACUGUCUGUGACUCCAGUUCCAGAGGAGCCUCGCCCUCUUCAGAACUCCUUGGGUACUAGACAUGCAAGUGAUACACAGACAUGACAUACAUGAAGGCAAAACAUCAUAUACAUAAGAAUAAAUCUUUAAAUAUUUAAAUAUUUAAAAAUAAAAUAAGCAUAUUUCUGUGGAGGAAAGUUGAUAGUUUAGAACGCUUUGUUAACACAGCUUCUUUUGAAUGGGUGCUCAUACACGGCACACACAGAGGAAGAAAAACAACGAAAUGAAAAUGAAGGGUCUUUAGCUCUCUGCUUUAUUCUCCAUAGUUUAUAGUUCCUUUUAAUAUUUAAGAUACAAAUAUUGGAAUAAUAGUUUUAGCUUUAAUUCUACCUGAAUUUUUCCUUAGGUUUAUCCAGAAUAAAUGAAAAUUACUUUGGUGUUUUCUAAAAGAUAUUUAACUGGACAGAUCCAGCUGUUGCAUUUAUAAAUAGCUACAGAUGUCUACAGUAAUGAAGGAUUUACUCAGGUUGUUAUGGCAACUCAGAUUCCACAGAACCUCAAAGAUAAGCUAUAUUGAAGGAAGAGAGUACAUUAAAUGUACAUUUAACCCAAUUAUACAAUGAAAUUAUUGCUUACUGUCUAUCAUUUUAGAUUUUAAAAGAGAAAUUAGUUUUAGCUCAGCAAAGGGUCUCCCAUUAAAUUACAGGCUUGUGAAUCCUUUUACGGGUUUCCUGCAGCUGUGGUGGACUGUGCUGACCAUUUAAAUUCUCUCUCCUCCUAGUAUGCCCUUCCACACCUCCUUCUCUGUCCCUGUCCUCUGUCUCUGGUACUGAGAAUGGAGCACAAGGCUUCAACGUGCUAGGCAAAUGUUCUGCCACUGAGCUAUGUCCCCAGACCCUACCUGUCUUUUGCUCCUCUUGGUGAUGAAUUGGAUACUUGUUUAAAUCUGCUGGCUAAGGCUCAAGGUACAUUUCUGAGUCCAUGGAAUAUGGCAAAGAUUUCUCUGAAUUUUACUUCCAUGAUCUCAUCAUAAAGAUUUAUUCAGUGGGACUUGGUUAUAGUCUAAGACCAUUGAAUUAGUUGGUCUGUCUGGGCGUAGUGGGACAGACUCACAGCUUCAGUGUUCAAGAGAAUAAGUAGAACAGUUGCAAGUUUGAGGGCAAUCUGGACUAACAGAAAAAUUAAAAAAUAAAUACAUUUCAAACUAGGGAGAUGGCUUAUUAUAGCGGUUUUCAACAUGUGGGUCACAGCUCCUUGGGGGAGUCAAACAACACUUUCACAGGGAUUGCCUAAGACUAUUGGAAAACAAGAUAUUUACAUUGUGAUUCACAACAGUAGCAAAAUUACAGUUAUGAAAUAGCAAUGGAAUAAUUUUAUGGUUGUGGUCACCACAACACGAAGAACUGAAUUAAAGGGUAGCAGCUUUCGGAAGGUUGAGAGCCGUUGGCUUAGUAGUUAAGAGCACUUGCUGCUUUUGCAGAAGCCUGGGUUUAAGUUUCCAGCACCUAUGUGGCAGCUCACCACCAUCUCUCUGUAACUCUGAUUCUUGAGAUCUGAAACCCCCUUCUGGCGUCUGUUGGCACCUGCAUGCCCAUGGUACCACAUACAUACAUGCAGGUAAACACAUAAAAACCAAUGUUUUUAAAAAGCUCUCAUAAGGCAGGCGUGGGUGUGGGUGUAGAUGAGGGUGUGUGUGUGGGUGUGAGAUUAUAAAGUCAGUGGAGUUUUCUGGAUUUUGGUACUGGUGAUAGCUGGAGUUCCUGGCAGUUGUAAGCUGCCAGACAUGGUUGCUAGGAUCCAAACUCAGAUCCUCUAGCAGACCAGCAAGUGCUCCUAACCACUGAGCCAUCUCUUGAGCCCAAAGAUUUAUUUUUAAUUUUAUAUCCGUACAGUGGGUGUUGGAGGGGAUGCACAUGUGUGCAGGUGCCUUCAGAGCCUAGAAGAGGACAUUGGGUCCCCUGGAAUUGGUGCUACAAGCAAUUGUAUGGUGCCUGAUGUGGGUGCUAAGAACCAAACAUGGGAUGUCUGCAAAUGCAUAACUGCCCUUCCUUUCUGGCUGCCGCUUUAGCCAGAGCCACAUCAGAUGAAGUCCUCCAGAGUGACCUUUCUGCUCACUGUAUCCCAAAGGAGACGGACGGCACAGAAGGGACUGUGGAAAUUGAGACAGUGAAAUUAGCCCGUUCUGUCUUCAGCAAACUACACGAGAUUUGCUGCAAUUGGGUGAAGGACUUCCCUCUACGCAGGAGGCCACAGAUUUAUUAUGAGACGUCAAUCCAUGCCAUCAAGAACAUGCGAAGGAAAAUGGAGGACAAACAUGUCUGCAUCCCUGACUUUAACAUGCUCUUCAACCUAGAGGACCAGGAGGAACAAGCAUACUUUGCAGUGUUUGAUGGCCAUGGGGGAGUGGAUGCUGCUAUAUAUGCCUCGGUUCACCUACACGUUAACUUAGUGCGCCAGGAGAUGUUUCCCCAUGACCCUGCUGAGGCUCUCUGCCGGGCCUUCCGUGUCACAGAUGAGCGGUUUGUGCAGAAGGCAGCCAGGGAGAGUUUACGAUGUGGGACCACAGGAGUAGUGACUUUUAUCAGAGGCAACAUGCUCCAUGUGGCAUGGGUGGGCGACUCCCAGGUCAUGCUGGUAAGAAAGGGCCAAGCUGUUGAACUCAUGAAGCCUCACAAGCCAGACAGAGAGGAUGAAAAGCAGCGAAUUGAGGCCCUUGGAGGUUGUGUGGUUUGGUUUGGUGCCUGGAGGGUGAAUGGAAGCCUGUCCGUCUCCAGAGCCAUCGGAGAUGCUGAACACAAGCCAUAUAUCUGUGGAGAUGCAGAUUCUGCCUCCACUGUUCUGGAUGGGACUGAAGACUACCUCAUUCUGGCCUGUGAUGGCUUCUAUGAUACCGUGAACCCUGAUGAGGCAGUGAAGGUUGUGUCUGACCACUUGAAAGAGAAUAAUGGAGACAGCAGCAUGGUUGCCCACAAAUUAGUAGCAUCAGCUCGUGAUGCGGGGUCAAGUGAUAACAUCACUGUUAUUGUGGUAUUCCUGAGGGACAUGAACAAAGCUGUAAAUGUUAGUGAGGAAUCAGAUUGGACAGAGAACUCUUUUCAAGGAGGGCAAGAAGAUGGUGGGGAUGAUAAGGAGAAUCAUGGAGAGUGCAAACGCCCUUGGCCACAGCACCAGUGCUCAGCACCAGCCGAUCUAGGCUAUGAGGGGCGUGUGGAUUCAUUCACUGAUAGAACUAGCCUGAGCCCAGGGCCCCAAAUCAACGUGCUGGAAGAUCCAGACUACUUAGAUCUCACACAAAUAGAAACAAGCAAACCUCACAGUACCCAAUUUUUGCCACCAGUUGAGAUGAUUGGUCCUGGUGCACCAAAGAAAGCAUAUGUUAAUGAGCUAAUAAUGGAGGAGAGCUCAGUCACGCCAUCACAGCCUGAACGGAGUGGUGCUGGAGAGCUUCUGGUUUCUUUUAAUUUGGGUUCAACAGGGCAACAGAUAUGCAGAAUGGAGAACUUGUCCCCUGUCUAUUCUGGGUUGGAAAAUGAACAGUUCAAAUCCCCGGGGAAAAGAGCGUCUAGAUUGUAUCAUUUACGCCACCACUACUCCAAAAGGCAGCGUGGAUUCAGGUUUAAUCCAAAGUUUUAUUCAUUUUUUUCUGCUCAAGAGUCUUCUCGAAAAAUAGGCAUUAGCCUCUCCUCACUUACUCGAAGUGGGAAGAGAAACAAGAUGUUAAGAAGUUCUUUGCCAUGGAGGGAAAAUAGUUGGGAAGGAUAUAGUGGAAACAUGGCGAUCAGAAAGCGUAAUAAUAUUUCAUGCCCAGACCUUCCCUGGGACUAUAAAAUUUAAGACUUUUUCUUCAAUGUAGGCUAGCUAGUUCUCUCAAAAAUAUAACUAUCAGAGUAGAAACAAGGUAGACAUUUUUAACGUACAUGUGCUUCAUUAUGAAUCCACGGAUGGCUCAACCCUCAAAUGUACAUAGAUCUUUAGGAAACUCAAAAUAGCGUUUUCAAUCUAAUCAAAAGUAUUGGCGGUUUCACUAGAAAAAUUAUUCAACUGGUCCCUGUGAUGUGUCUCCACACCUACAUACAGCCCCUCUCCACCAUCCCUUCACGUCACUAGUGGAAGCUUGAAAGUUAUUCCAGUCAGAAUAUAUGGUAUAGAAAUCGCAACUAUCUGGUCUGAUGUGCCUAAUCUAAAGGAAACAAUGCAGAAUUAAUUUUUGUUGGGAAAUGUCCCUCAAGAACUUGGGGACUAUGGAGCAUCUCCUCCCAAUUGCUUGGGUAGGUGAAAGACUAAAAGCCACACGGGUCCUAACUGCUGAUGAAAGAUGCAGUAACCAGUACCAAAGUGUCCUACUCUCAGACUCGGGAGGCAGUAUAUGUGAGAGAAUUCAUUUUUCAUAGAAAGAGGAAGGCAACUAUGAACAUUUCUAAUUAAAAUACAUCGUAAGGUUUUAGUUAUUUGAGCGUUUUAUAACCUGUUGUGGUGCUUUUGGUGGGAUUCUGUUACUCUUCAUUUUAGGAGACCACCGCCAGCUGGCUGUAACCUAGGAUGCUAAUGUUUUUCACAGUACCUUCAUCUCAGGAAUAAAAGUGGUUUAGCAGAGAUGAUGUCAGGUAUGCUAUAAGACUCAUGCCAUUUAAAAAGAGCUGUGAAAAUAACAUUUCUAUAUUUUCUGCUUUUUUAUGUUUACAGACAGCAAAGGCAUAUAUUACUAUAAUAUAACAUGUAGUUUGAAGAAUGAAAAAAAAAAUGAUAGUUUUAACUUCUCUAAAAUUGUUUUCCCCAAGGGAAUGAAGUAAUUGGUAUGAAGGAAGCUGAGUGUGAACCCAGAGGCCAAGUGCAAAGGAGAAUGCAGAUUACUGGGAGCCAGGGCUGUUUAGUUGUAACUGCAAGACGAGCCAGAGUCCAGCUACUUGCUUCAGACCACAGUGACAGGUCAUGUGCUUCUCAUUUCAAUACUUAAGUUAUAGCUUAUAGUUCUAAAUCAACUACUUCCUGCCAUUUCAAAGUUUCAAAGCAGAAACCCAGCAAGUACAGGAUCAUGUUUGUUCAGUGAGGCAGCCUGGUUUCUCUCAGCCAUGGGUCCACAUCCUCAUGUUCCCCACCCCCGACGCUGGGCCAGUGUCGCCAAGAGGCAGGAGUAGCUGCUAGAGCCAUUGCUCACAGUGCAGGCACGGCUCCUAUGUAAUCAUGUUCUAUGUAACAGCAAUUCACGAGGCACUCUCCAGACCCACACAAGACUAAGGUCCCCAAAUUUCAAGACAUAAGUGACUAAUAUACCACAGGUACAUCAACUUGUUAAGAGACCAAAACCCGGCUUCUCUUUAGCAAUAAUCACACUGUUAAUCUAUAGCUUUUAUUUUUCAAAAUUUGAGAGUAAGUGGAGAUUCUCGGUAUGUUUUCUGUUGACCUUGGCGUCACCUUCCCCUCCCCCACAGUCACUGUUAACCGCUCAGGUGAAGAGGAUACCAAGGCUCCACCUCAGCAGUGUAAACUUCCAUCACCUCUCUCCUGCUCUGCCCACACGUGGCCCUCGCUCAUGGCCGUUGUCUUUUUGAAGCCCAGAUCUUGUUGACACCCAUGAGGCACAGGGACACUUCUAAGGAGACAGGAGGAGGGGGCUGCAGAACACAGGUGUGUACACUCAGGUCCCAAAGUCUAAGGACAUCUGCGGUCAUUAUUUGCUGGCAGUGAUUUUGAUCAGGAUGAGGAGAAAAGAAGAAACAUUUUGGGGUGAUACAGGCUUUUUAUCAGUGGGGUAAAAAAAACUGGGUGGAUGAAACUGGGACAAACAGACCCAUUUUGAAAGGUCUGGAUUUUGUAGGUCUGACUACACAGCAGUGUUAAAACUCCAUUUCUCAUAUCAUUCGCUCUCUAGAAAAUAGAGAAAAGUAUUUCUAGUGUGGUCAAGUUAAUAAACCAAUAUUGUAGAAAAUAACUUCAUUUGUUCACAAUGUGCGUAUUUAUAAGGUAGUUAGGUACCAUUUGUAAGGUAAGUCCUUUAACAUUCUAUGAUAUUAAAGUAGUGGUUAUUGGCCUGAUAAACGCUGCUGUUGGUUCUAAAAACCAGACAAGAAGCAGUGCUUUGUGAAAUGCAGUGUUAACCCUUACCGCCACUGGUGAUAGGAAGUAGUUCCCUUCAGUUCAAAUCUCUGCCCUUCUUUGCUGCUUGCUAAUGUAAGCAAUAAGUAACCCUCUAACUAAUGGUAUCUAUACAUUUCUGUAACUUAUAUUUAAUGAUGGUGUAUCUGGUGACUGUACAAACAUUAGAUAUAAAAGUAUCUAUACAAUAUAUAUUACUGUAAAUGCUGAGGUAUAGUCUGUGAAUUCUGUGUUUUGUACCUCCACUUCAUCGUGCAGUUUAGUGGUGGUGAGAGCUCUACACUCGGUCCUUAAGGAGUGGCAGCAUCACCUUUUCAAUUAACACGAUCUGCAUCAACCUGUUUGCUUGCUAUAACAGUUUUGUUAAAGUAGGAAAUAGCAAAACAAAUAUAAACAAGAAAGUGUAGUAUCUGAUAGGAAAGUAGACUUCAAGUCACCAACCGAGGUUACUACUCCUUGUACAUUCACUGUGAGUCUCAAAGGGCAUCAGUCCCUAAUUUCAAAGGUUUUUUUUUUUCUUCAUUUUUUUAGACAUGUAUAUUGGGAAGAUAACUGAGAAUGGCAACAUUACAGCACCAAAUAUUGGGGCUAUUAGUUCUAUUUAUGUCUGUACAACAGAGGUCAGACAGAAAAACAUGUAUAUACCUUUCUUUACCUAUAAGUGCCAUCCAUUGUCCUUGAAGUAAUACAAUUAAAGUCCAUGUUGUAUUAAUUUAACAGAAGGCGCCUUGAAAGUAACAUCAUUUCAGAGGACAAUGUUAGUAGUCAACGCUAAGUUAGUCCUGACCACAUUCACAGUGGUACAGCAGCGUCAUUUCAUUUCCAUGACCACCACACUCCACUGCUAGAACACUGUGCAGUAAGACGUGCACCAUCCGCAGGGCAGAUGGAAUGAUGCAUGAUGCAGCUCAGUGUUGCGGACAAGUAAAUUGCUGUGCUUCAACUACGUCUUCCCCAUCAAAGGUUUCCUGAGGUUUUGUGAGAACAGGUCUAAAUGAUUUUAAUUUUUAAACUUAAUUUGUUCAAUGAGCCUUUUCACCUAAGGCUACAAAAGAGGAUACUACAGUUUUGUUCAAACCUUUGUUUGGAGAAAUUUUCUUUGGAUCCUAAGUUACUAAAAGAUUUGUUUUUACCUUUUAUAACCAGGACGAAAACCAAAACCCCAACACUCUUCUAUUUUUAUCUAUGAAAGAUGGUCGUUUCUACAAAACAAAUGAUACUGUCAGUAUUAUAACAUCCAGCCAAAGUGUACUGACUGAAGGAAACCCCUGCUGUUGCAUCCCCAGCAGCAUUUUAACUGUUCAGAACUAUUGAUUAUACUGAUUAGAAAUUGAAGGAGGGCAGGGGAUUGCACACUGGCGCAGCAGUCACUCUUGAAAAGAAAGUGCUUUAAAACUCUGACGUCUGAGAUAAUGCAGAUACAUCAUUGUAAUCUCUCUAGGUGCUCUUUGGUGAGAGACAAGCUUUCUCUUGUUCAUGACAUUUCUCUGCAAAGAACUCUCUGGAGUGAAGUGAGUGGCGUAACGAUUUACAAACCCACUCUACAGAUCACUUUUGAGUUGAGUUGUAAUCAUAAGUGAUCCUUCAUACUUUACUUAUUAAAAAUGUUUAUUCAGGUAAGGAGUAUGUUGAAAUUUUGCCAAUAUCUUAAUAAAACUCAGCAAUUAAAAACCA
This is a messenger RNA of Rattus norvegicus (Norway rat), 60730 nucleotides long. Lineage: Eukaryota; Metazoa; Chordata; Mammalia; Rodentia; Muridae. The record is from RefSeq and is a predicted model, not a curated record.